This is a messenger RNA of Pocillopora meandrina, 46201 nucleotides long. The record is from the annotation of a GenBank genome assembly. NCBI's taxonomy places the organism in Eukaryota, Metazoa, Cnidaria, Anthozoa, Scleractinia, Pocilloporidae.
AUGCGGGAUCCUAUCCCUACAGCGCGGAGCAACAGUCAUGUGUGGAUAUCUAGGAACUAUGGUCAAAGCUUUGUGAAUCGUACUGGCUCGUUUAGGACUCCAAAUGGAUUUGCACUCAUUGACAUGUUUUAUCCUUCUCCUUUGGAUAAUACAAGAGUAAGUGAAGGGUGGGACAUUCACUUGGUUUGAGGAAAUUUUGUCAAAUUGGCCAUUUUUGUUACUGCAUGUAUUACUAGGUGUGGCAGAGAGGUUUUGUGUAGCCCUGUGGUGAUAUUAACAGUGGACAUCAAAGACGUUACUUUUUUUGUCCACUGUUCUCAGGUGGAGUUAAAGUUUAUUUGGUUGAAAUUUUUAGGAGUAGAUAUUGUAAACAGGGAGAAUCUGGAGGAAAUCCCUUGGCAAAGAUAAGAAUAAAGAGCAAACUCAUCUCAAUCUUGAUAGCUGUGCACAAUUUGUGAUCUAUUAUAUUGUGCCAGGUGUGGCCUAUAAAACCUUCUACAGUGUUGGUGGAGUUCACAUUUUCUUGUCUGUACAGAGCUAAGUUUCAUCAGAGUCUACUGAUGAAGAUACUGUACUAAGUAACUUAUGUCAUCUACUGAUUGGACCAGAUAGUGUGAUUUAUGUGAAAUUUUAUUUUUUCCUUUCAGUAUCUCUUUGUUGACAGACAGCACCGGAUGAUAUACAGCACAUUAGAUGAUUGUCAGACUGUUAUAAACAGCAGUGUUAGCUUUGUUGCAGAUGAAAUCACCUUCCACUCAACCAUUAAAGAUGUUGUUGUAGCUUAUGAUGCAUCAGCAAAAAAGGUAUGUUUUCUGAACCCUUAAUACCUUAAUAUCAUCAUCCAUGUUCUCCAUCCUCUUCUCUAUACAUUUCUUGCUGUACAGACAAGGAGAAUUCAUUUAACAAUCAAAGCGGCUUAUGUUAAUGAUUAUUUCUUUUAAGGAGUAAUUAGAUGCUGGUUACUCCAAGGGUUGAAAAGGUUGAAAUUUAAUGGUUUAACCCCUGAGAGUGACUGGCUUGGGAUUUCUCCUUACAGUCUCACCCUUGGAUCAAAACUAAUUACCAAUUUAAGAAGCUCCUACAGUUGUCAAACAAAUACUCUUUGUCAGUACCACUGGUAUUUUAAAGCAAACAGUGUGGAGAAUAUGAAUGCUGAUGUUGGGUGCAAAGAGUGAACCAAUGCCUUAUAGUUAUGCAGCAGAAUCACUGGGAAGGUUUCAACUAAUGCUCAGAAGUGUACUAUACACCCUUUGAAAGCUUGCGACCUGUAUAUAUUAAAAAACAUCAACAUGAGGAACUAUUAACAGUAUCAAGGAGAUAUAAGAGAACUGACUCAAAACUGAAAACAUAAAACAUGUAUCAACUGCCAAAUUUUUUAAGUACUGAUACUCUUAGACAGAUCCUCAGUUGAAACUCUUAGAGCACAGCCUACUGUGGUGUUACUAGUUUUACAAUCCAGGUGUAUUCCAGAAAAAAAGUUGAAAAAUUGCAAUGGUGCUUGGAUUGGAGGGGUGGAAACGUUGUUACUUCAGUUCUUUGCAUGACAAAUUUUGGAAAUCCAUCACAUAUUCAUCAAAUAUUCACAAAGUUGUGGAACUUUAUGUCAAGGAAACUUUGUCUUUGGGGUGAAAUGGUUAAAGCACAGUACAAUUUAUGUUACUUUUAAUGUACACCUUACAAUAUGUGUAAAAGUUGGUUAGAGAUGAGCAGUACCAGAGCAGAGAGGUACUUUUACAAUGUACUUGUAGAGCGAGGGAUAAGAUAGGUCAAUAUUUGAAAACUUGACUGAAUAGAUACUCCUCUUAUUUCACAGCUCUACUAUUCUGCUGAUUUUGGGUUCUCUUGGAACUUGAAAGAUGAGAAUGUUGUAACAUACUUUUGGUAAGUCUGUUUUGUCUUGUGAUGUUUUUUCUUAUACUUUAUGUAGCCUUUAACCAUGCGUAAUAUUUUUGUAUGAUCUUUCACAAUAGGGGCAUUCUUCCAUGGGACAAUCCCAACACUUUAUAUAUUGAGCGCGAAGAGUACGCAGGUACAGCUGUAUGCUUAUUUAUAAAAUAAUCUGAGUAAUGCAUGCAUUUUGAGUGGUUCUUACCUAUGAUCUAUGAGAUGUACAGUACCACUCAAAAGUAGGUUGACAGGUCCUCAAAAAUUGAUCUUUGAUCCUCAAUUCUCAAUCCUCGAUUCUUGAAAAACUGUGAGGAUGGAGGCUUGAGUAAAGUUUCAAGAUGUUCAAGUUGAGUAUCAAGACCCUCAAAACUCAGUGCUUUUCUCAGUAUUUUUGGUAUUUUUUUUAGUAGUCAGCAAGGGAAUAAAGUGCAGUAUGUAGUGGGCUGGAAACAAGUGAUUGCAUAAAGCAACCAAGCAACUAUUCCUCUGGCACCUAUUCCCCUUGUUUUUUGUAAUUUUCUUCACAAUUUUAUGUGAUCUUUUUGAGUAAAUUUGAAAAUACAUGUUUGCAAUAGGAAAAAAAUUUAUUUCAGAUCAAGACAGUUUUUUUUUACUGCCUUCUUACAUAAGCCUUUGACCCAUAAGAGUGACUAGUAUCUAAUCUCUCUUUACAAAAUUAUCCCUGAAUCACACAUUGAGGUCAUGAUAAUUAAGGAAAUGAUCACCAACUAAAAGAAGCUUUUAACCCCUUAACUCCCAAGAUAAAAUUAUUAAUUCUCCCUUCUAGCUGCUACACAUUUCUUUGUACGUUCGUUAUAAGGAUUUGAUGUUAGAUUAAGAUAUAAACUUCUACCUGAUAAGUUUGAGUCUUCUCAUUACCUGUUUGUUGGAUACUGUAUGGAUAUUAUAGGGAGAAGUUAUAUGUCAAUCACUUCUGGAAGUUAAAGGGUUAAUAGUUAAACAAGUCUUCCUUGUCAGAACCUUAUACAUGAAGAAUAGUACGAAGGAUAUACAUACCUGUGCUGAUGUUAGGGUGUAAAGGGUUAAAUUGCAGUGCAAAUAUAUGAAUUCACUUGGAUGUUUAUUUGGACCCAAUUCAUUGACCAGCUCCUAGUUGGCUUGUUAGCUCAAUUGGUAGAGCGCUGCACCGGUAUCGCAGAGGUCAUGGGUUCAAAUCCCAUACGGACCUGAAUUUUUCCAGGUCCUAUUUACAACUACUCGUUUCAGUAGUGUUCUUAGCUGCGUGGAUCUCUUAAUUUCAUCUCUCCACCACAGUGCAAAUAUAUGAAUUUUCAUAUAUCUAAAAUCAUCAGGUUAAAUUUUGUUUCCUCCAAUUUUCAGGUGGCUAUUCCAAUGUGGUUAAAACUGACUAUUUUUCCCACUUCUCGGCACUGUUGAUAACACAUGUUGAGGACUUUGAAGUUAUUGAUAACUACAUGUUUGCCACACAAGUUAACACAGUGAGUAUUCUUACCCAGUUUAAAUGUACAGUUGUAGUACAGUAGUUAAUUUAAAUGGGUCAACUAAUGUGCAUUAACAACACAGACUGAGAUAUUGGUGUUUGUUUGCCAGUCAUUGGAAACGAAUGUUUCUACAAUCUCUGCAAACAUCAGGUUCAGGGUGUGAUAUGGUGUGUUUCCAUGUCAGUCUAUACUGUAGCUUGUUGAUUAAUGUAGGGUGCUGAGGAGACAAGAAGAUGCCUGAAAAACACCCCCUGAUAAGUUGCACAGAAGCACUCUCUUAUGACAAAAACAAACACGUGUAGAGCUGAUGAAUGAAACAGUGAGGCAGUUUCUUUUCAGCUAGGAGAGAAAUGGCUUUCACAAAACCUCCUCUGUAGUCACAAAUAUGAGCUAUUAUUUGCUGCACUCUAUAAAAUUAUUUUCCAAACAAAAAGCUGCGAGUAUAGCUUCCAUUAAUCUAUUUGACAAAUUUUCUCCCAUUUGAUCAUAAACGAUACUUGGAAGCAUCAAACAACUGCACUCAAAGGUUUAUCAGCCAUAAUUUGUUUGGUGCAAAGUGGUAUACUCUGGUGAAAUGAUGUGGCUGUUUUUUUUCAUCAACAAAAAAAAUGGCAUCAACAAAAAAGUGGCUUCACAAAAAUGUUCUUGCUGAUGCAAAUACGAGUUGAUAUUUGCCGCACUGUAUAUCCUCCAAAUGACAAUCCAUGAGUGUAACUAUCUUUAAUCCAAUCAAAGAUGCUUAUUCCAUUUGAUCAUAAAAAAUAUGUUGAAGUUGGCAUAUGACAAUUACACUCGAAGCUUUCCUGUCAUUAUUUCUUUCAUAAGAACCAACACUGAAAUAUCAGGCUUUUCCAAAAGCCAGUUGGCAACAUGACCAGUACAUCAUUUCCUGAAACCACUGUAGAAAUUGUUUCUUUUGGUUCCAAUUUUACUGCACAAGACAUAUUAAACUCUGAAAGACACUUAAGUGCUUCCUCAAGAGGGAAUUUGAAACUAAUAACUUCACAAUCUCAGUUUCCCAUCAUUCUCUUUGAAUGAUGCCCAAAUGACACAUUUGGCUUGUGAUUGACAGCUGGAGCUUAACUGCACCAAUCAGGAACUCUGUCGGGUGAACCGAGUUUUGCAAAAUAGCAAUGACUUUGGGCAGGUGUAAUCUUCACUCCCUGACCCACACCCCUCUCCUACUUUUUACUGUUGACCACCCCCUUGGUACAAAUCUCUUUCUCUCUUCGGCCCUCUGCUGCCAUAAAAAUCAAAGAUGGCGGCUGUAAUUUUCAUUAAGAAAAUUCUAAGCAAUUGCUCACCAAAAUUACACCUGCUCUGCAGGCUACCCUGAUUCUGACCAUACAAUGCUGUAAGUGUUUAUUGUUUGCAGCCACAUAUGCUGUCAGUUCUAAUUUGUAACCUUCUCCUCAUUUUCAGUCCCACCAAAACUUAGGGAACAUGAUUCCUGUAUGUGCUUCAAGUCAACCAUUAAUUUUUAAAUGUUAUAUAACUGUAGUUAUCAUUUUUCACAGUACAGUCGAUUUGUUUACGUUAUAAUUAUUCCUAGAACACACUGUAAGCGCAUGUAUUUUGGAGUGAGUUUUGUUGAUUUCCUCUGGAAGCACAGUGUUUAAAGUUGUCUUUGCGAGAGUUUCAAAAUUUUUGCUGAUUUUAUCCGUGAGCAGGGAGAACUUCAUGUAUUUUUUAGAUCUUUGGGUGAAAAGCUGUACUUUCCUUUUUCUUUUAGUCCUCAGGGCGUCGUGUCCUUACUCUGAUGGUAUCUGUGAAUCGAAGUGAUUUCCAUCCAGCUGAAAUUCCCUCAGAUGCUCCAUCUCAGGUUUGAAUAUUUCAAAUACUCUUUGAUUGUUGUUACAGGACUGGUUAGUGAUAUUCCUUGUCUCUCAGUUAGUUCAUGUACGUGCGCAAUGACUGUUCAAUUUUGCUGGCUGUGAUAAGUCUAAGACCCCCUCGAUUAAAAAAAAAAAACUUUUUCAUUUGAAAUCUCCCCCCUCUGUUUAUUCCUUUAACUCCCUUGAGUGACCAAGACAUAAUUUUUCCUUACAAUAUCAAUACAAUAUCAACCACAUAAGUGAUAAGAGUAAAGGAAAAUAUCAAUUUGGGGAUAAUUAGUUGAUCCAGUACUUAAUUCUCUGAACUAACAUUAUAAGAAUUGUAAGGUUGACAGCAUGGUCAUGUUACUGUGCUGAAUUGAAGUGAACUUAAGGAUUGCUCUCUCUGACCCUGAAAAUACAGUGUAGAUUGUUACAUGUUUAUGUAGUUAUGGGAAAAUAUUGUUUGCCAGCACUGAACUCAGUGACCAAUAUUGAUCCAAAAAAACUUGUGACCUCUCUCGGAAAAACGUACACUAACGGCUUUCCUUUAAACGGGUGAAACGCACGGCUACCGAACGGGUAACAAACGGGUAACUCACCCGUUUGAACGGAUGCUAUCGAACGGCUGAACGGGUUAUUAAGUAUUCCGAAUGGCUUGCGUAAAUUUUCGAACGAGUUACCCAAACGUCUGAACGGCUUGCCAAAAUUUUCUUACGGGUUACCCAAACGACUGAACGGCUUGUCAAAAUUUUCGGACGGGUUACCCAAACGUCUGAACGGCUUGUCAAAAUUUUCGAACGGGUUACCCAAACGUCUGAACGGCUUGUCAAAAUUUUCGAACGGGUUACCCAAACGAGUGAACGGCUUGUCAAAAUUUUCGGACGGGUUGUGAGGCGUGAGUGGUCCAGUGGUCUGAGCGCUGGACUCUGGGUCGGACGGCCCGGGUUCGAGUCCUGGCCGGGGCACUACGUUGUGGCCUUAAGCAAGCCGCUUCACUCACCUUGCUUCGUCUUCUCGGAUAAGACGUUAAGCCGGAGGUCCCGUCUCCUGCAGGGUUUGGGGUAGGAGACGUUAAUUUCCCACGCACGAGAUUACUGUGUGAUGGAUGUCCUCCCCUGGGUUGGGUUGGGUGGAUUUAAGAGGGGUAGUGCCCCGUAUGGGACUCCAUGUCCCGCUGCACUAACCCAAUUGGCGUCUGUCUAUUAGUAGACGUACCCAAUAAAGUUGUUAUAAAGGUUACCUAAACAACUGAACGGCUUGUCAAAAUUAUCGAGCGGACCACGCAAACGACUGAACGGCUUGUCAAAAUUUUCGAACGGGUUGACAUAGACGGAUGAACGGGGUUAUGAUUAAUUUCGAACGGCUCAUGAAAAACGCUCGCCAUAAAGGCCGAACGGGUAGGUUAUCCCUCCGAACGAAUGCACACAUCCGGUCCGAUUCAGGUUUUGUUGAAACCUCACGUUUUAGUGUACGUUUUUCCGUGAGAGGUCACAAUUGGUUCAGUACCCCAUCUCAACACUCCUUCAUAUUACAUUUUCUGGAUUGAGUGGCUCACAGCCAUUUUGAUUUUGUCCAGGGCAAGUAGCAGGACUCUACAUAUAUUUAUAAUAAUAGUUCGAAUAUAGACGUACCGUCAUUGGUUGAAAGAGCGUGCUCUAUGAGAGUAUAGAGCAUAGAACUGAGCUAAAGUUGUCACGCCAUCUGCCAAAUUGUACUAUGUCCGACCUUUUCCGAGACUUCUUUCGAGCUUUUCUUUCGUUAAUUGACAGUGAAAUUUCGGAACAAGCGAGCAAAGGUUUGCAAAAAUGCCAGGUGCAUAAGUUAGGUUACUGUAACGUGAGCAGAGACAAAUCCUCAAAGAUAAAAUAAAAUAGACAGUCCGAGUUUUAAUGGUUUUCACGCUCAGUUAGAUUGCAUGUUUACGUACGGUAAUAAAAAUCAAACAUAGCUAACACUUGUAUAGUAUAUAAAGUUUCAUUUUCAAAAACAAAACAGGAAGGAUGAAAAAUAUAACCUGGCAUAACUGUUAAAAUUCAUACUAAUCGUGACGGUGUCGGAGCGACUGCGAUCAUGCUGAGGUCUAUUGCGACUCGCUCAUCAUGGCGAUCUACGGUCAUCGCAAUGGAGCAAGCCUCAGGAACUAAAUCGACUACCCUUCGAGUGGAAAAAUAGAAGCUAAUUCUGAUUACCUUUCCGAUGCGUUGAGUGGAAGGCCUCAUUAGUCACCGCAGCCGAGUUUUACGUCGCUGUCAAUCCGAGCGAUCUUCAUAUCCUAGUGAAUUCGGCUGUUGUUCAUUCCUAAUGCACUGGGCCUGAACAGUUUGUUUUCUACUUGUCAUGUGAAAUAACUCGCGUAUUUUUUGUGAGCCACGACUGGGCCGAAUUUCACUGAACAUUUCACCUUCAGAUUCUGUAUUAGAAACUGCAAGAGUGUUAAAUUCGACAUUCCGAACUAUUUUGUAAACUAUUGCAGAGUAUGAACUUUGAUGGUUUGACAUUUUUGACAGCUUUAGUCUUGUACAGCCAAUCAGAUUAUUUGAACCGCUCUAACAGGGAUUAUGACUAGCUUAUUGUAGCGUGCUUUAUGAGAGUAUAGAGCAUGCUGACGACACUGUUGUUCUCUUUGGAAAUGAAAUUUGUUUUGAAAAUUGAAAGUAAUUCUUGGAGAAUUUAACGGAUUCUUUAUUAUAAAACUAAUAGAGAAGCCUUGACUGUGUUCUGUUCUGUUGUAAAGCACUCAGGAAGCGGCUAGAGCACUCAAGGGUUAGAAGCUAACUCCUACUCAAGAAGUAGGCAAAAACACUUGACUACGUCUCGUGUUUCCCCCUACACUUCUUUCGUACUUUAGCCGCUUCCUGCGUGCUUUACAACAGAACAGAGCGCAGUCAAGGCUUCUCUAUUUGCUAAGUGUAUUCUAUAUUCUGUGAUUGGUGGAUUUAGCUUAGUGGAACUAUUAUGAUUGGCCGCUUACCUUAGGUGUCCCAUUACAGCCAAAUGUUCGACAACAACUGUACAGAAUGAUCAGUGAAAAAUAAAGCAGCUAAUGUGUCAAUCACAUUUGAGGAAAUUGUAAUGGUUAUGAUUAAUAUAGCUCUUGUAUGUACUUACCAGGAUUUCUAUGUUGUCGAUGCGUCUGAAAAUCAAGUUUUCCUAGCAGUCACUCACGAUCGCAGAACUACUCAUCUCUACAUUUCGGGCACUUCUGGCCGUAAGUACAGCUUGUCUUUGGAAAGGGUGCUAUAUUUCUCUCCAAACACCACCACGGCUUGGCUGAGGUAAGACAUUGUUUUUAGUUUCUACAAUGAUUUCAUAAAGAUGUUGCAAGACUCUCCUGUCAUGAAGCUCACCCAAUUCGUUCUGAAUGAUUUGUUCCUGCAUCAGGCACUACAUAGAUUUCUCGUUUGUUGACCUUCACAAAGUCCAAGGCUUGAGAGGGGUGUAUAUCGCAAGUCAACUCACUGUUGGUGCAGUGGGUACUCGGCGUAUCAUGACCAAGAUAACAUUUGACAAGGGUGGAAUGUGGCAGCCAGUUAGUGCCCCUAAAUAUGACAACCUUGAUAAACCUUUGAAUUGCAGUCUGGUGAGUCCUAGUUAGUUCUUAAGAUGAAAUGUGACAAGAAUGUCACAUGUCUCCUGUUUAAAAUAGUUAUUGUUAUACAGCAUGCAUAUUGUAUAUGUAAUUUCUCUAGUAAGCUUUCCUAUCUAGUAGAACUUCAAGUCUCUCUCUCUCUCACAACUCCCCUUUUUCAAUAGACUUUCUAUCUUUUCACUCCCCCAGAUGAAAGUUCUUUGAGUAUUACUUGUAGUUGAGUUGUUGUUUAUUAGGGCUUGGUAGUGUUGAAGUAUGAAAUAUACUGGCAUCUGAAAGCCUUUGCCAGUUCCCAUGUUAAAUGUUGUCUUAACCAAAGAAAGGCGUACACAUACUUAGGGCUCCAAGCUGGAACUGUUUUUGGUUGCUUUCAUUGGGCAGUUUUGGACAUUAAUAGGCCAUGCACAUGUAUGGGGUAUAUUUCUGGUUGGAAAGUGUUAUCAUUAUACUUUUUAUCUCUUUCCCAGCCAAAUUGUUCUUUACACUUGUCGCAAAAGUUCGGCCAGUACUACCCCUACACCCGCUACUCUCCUAUGAAGUCAUGGACUGCAGCCCCAGGCAUCAUAAUGGCGACAGGUACAUUGAAGUGCAGUUUUUUUGUUUUUCUCUAUGUCGCAUUAUGUGAAUACUCCUCCAUUCCUCUUUUUUCUCUUUCACCUCCUCUUCUUUCUUUAAUCACUUGCUGUAUCUGCAAGUUUUAAAAUACAUUUACAUUGACCCUUCAAUUCCCAGAAGUGAUUAACAUGAAACUUCUCCCUAUAAUAUCCAUACAGUAUCAAGCAAACAGGCAAUGAGAAUAUUCAAACUUAUCUGAUAGCAGCUGCUAUCUUGAUCUAGCAACAAAUUCUCAUAUCUAAUUUACAAGGGAAUGUGUAGCAGCUAGAGGGGAGAAUUAACAAUCAGAUCUUGGGAGUUAAAGGGUUAAAGGGAACCUCAUUUUGCAUAUACAAUACUUCCACCACCAUCCCCUUCUUCUGUAAACUUCCACCUCCUUUUUGCUCCCAUUGUAAAAGUUAUCAUAAAAAUAAUAAUAAUAAUAACUUUAUUUUCCGAACCGGCUCACGUCAGCCUGUCUAGCCCUACACACGCCGCUUUCACUGUGGUUUUGUAUGGGCUUACGCGGGUCAUAUGAUAAUAUUCUCUAUUCCGUCUUACUUUGACUUUCAAUGUACUCAGGUUACUGACAUCAAUGCCCAUAUUGUAAAUUUUCAGGUACCUAUGGCAAAAACUUGAGACUGAACAGUGACAUCUUCCUGUCAACAGAUGCAGGCUUGAACUGGCACAUGGUAACCAAUUGCAUUUGUAUAAUAAGCUGCAUAACGCACACUCUGAUUGGUUCUUUCUUAUGAGCUUGUAGGAGGGCAGAGUCAUAGAUACGUCCCUAUUAACAAUUUUCAGUUUCUUUAUUAUAUGAAACAAUUAAAUUUCAUGUUGCCGCGAGUCUGUACAGUAAGAAAUCACAGAGGAUGUCAAAAUGUGAUAAGAACAGCAGUGACACACUCAAUCUACCUGUGUUACCGAACAGACGUACACCAUCAUAGAAUAUAUUAAAUCUAAAUGUGCCAUUGUAGAAGUCUAAUUUGCUGAGUUUACUAAUAUUAUGGUAAUUCUAACAGCCUAACGGAACUGAAGACAUCAUCACUUAAACCAAUUCAGUCUCAAAGAAAAUACAAGGAAGGGCUGCACAUACAACCUGCUUAUCACCCAAUCAUGAUUUUUUUGUGCUUUUGAUUGGUUGAUAUGAUGGCAUAAGAUUUCCACACCAAUCACGCAUUACUGUCGAAGAAAGCCUAUCCAAUCCUAUAUACAUACACUUUUAACAUUCCAUUGAAACCUGCUUUGAAAUAUUUGCGAAAAGUUUGUGGUACAAGUUAUGUGUAAGAUAUCUCAAUACAAAGAUGAUCUCGCUCUGUGGUCACUUCUGUGAUUUUAAAUGGCUAGAGUGGCAUUUUAAAAAUUUUCUGGUCUUUCUGUUUAAGCUACAUAUACUUCUUUUUUUUUUUUUUUCUUUUAAGUGUAUUUUGACGACGCUAGUACUAGCGGCACUAACACUACUAGCAAGGGAGGAUUCUAGGGUAUUGAGCUUACUUUUUAUUUUCUCAGAUUCUGAAACGUCCCUUUUGGUGGUACAACCUUGGCGAUCAUGGUGGAAUUUUCAUCGCGGUUCAGAGAAGUAGACUGACAAACUUGAUUUAGUAAGUAAAGAACAAAUUAAUUCUGAUCAGAUAGAAUUAACUGAGACAGCAUAAUAAACUCAAGUUUGUAAGAAAUGUAUUCUGAAAUAGCUUUUGAGAAGGUUUAUCUUAAAACUAGCAAUAUUAAACUCUAACUUUGCUAUAGUUUGCAGAGUAGGUGUAAUUUUGAUGAACGAAAAUUAGUGCUGCCAUCUUUGAUUUUUUACAGCAGUGGAUGGCUGGGGUCAGAAAUAUUUCGUACCAAGGGGGUUAGCGACGUUCAAGAGAAACGAGAGGGGAGGGGGUGGGGUAAUAGAAUUGUCGUCUUUUUUACACUGUUCACUCUUAGUGUAACGCCACACCAAACAUGGCCAGCCGGAUAAACGAUUGCGAGCUUGUAACGCUAACUCGUCUUAAUAAGGCGCCUGCACUACAGGCUUUCUUUCCGAAGAAGAAGUCAUUGUUUUUUUUUUCUUUUUAUCUUUAGUUAUAGCUGGAAUGAGGGAGAGACCUGGUUGACUUACAGGUUCUUAAACAGCACCAGGAUGAGAGUGUAUGGUCUCCUGACAGAACCCGGUGAACAGAGUGCUGAGUUUACAAUCUACGGGUCAUAUCCUGGGCAUCACAGAUGGGUUGUUGUUCAAAUUAAUUUGAGAAAGGCACUCGGUAAGUCAUUUAUGUACUACUAGUCAUAAGCUAUUUCAAAAUUUUCCCAAGAUAGCCCCAUAGCGUUUUAGCCUGAUUAUGACACCGCGCCGGGGUUUUCAUGGAGAAUUUUUUUUGUUUUCUGCCAUCAUGGUUACUGAAAGUUACCAAAAUGUAAAAUUUAAGGGUAGGGCUGUUGUUUCCUGUCGCAAAAUAUUUACAUCAAGGUUUUCGUUCUGAAGCUAAAACGCGACGAAAGAAGGUGCUUACUUGCGGUUAAUAGACUUUGCUUUUAAUUUUUCCAACUAUUCCAAUUUGCUUCGGUGAAAUCUUCCACGAUUUUUCACAAUAAGUGACAUUUGUCCUGCCGAUUAUUCUAGGAUCUAAAAAAUUAGGGGUUAGAAAGGGAGUUUCUUCGCUUUUUGUUUUUUUGCCUCUUCAAAUUUGAAUUGGUCUCAUGAAUUUUCAGGGGGUUCAAGUAAAUUUUGAGCGAUAAAUAAUGAGCAGUUCCUAAUCUGACCCAUUUUUUGACGUUAGGUUCUCCAUGCUUGAAGGAUAAAGACUACAAACCAUGGAUACCAUCAGACGAACGGAACGGAACAUGUUUGUUAGGAAGGAAGACCAUUUACGAGAGGCGUAUCUCUCAUGCUCACUGUUAUAACGGCUACGAUUAUGACCGUCCGAUCUCAUCUCAGAAUUGUCUAUGUGAUAAAGAGGACUUCGAAUGGUAGGGCUAAUGAACAGCAGAGUAACAUUUUCUUUUCCAAAAGCACACAGUUUAUGUCACAUUUAACUCCAGUAAAUACCAGUCAAGUUAGCUGCUCAAGAGGUUAGCCUAGGAAUUAACCCCUGAGUUAGUUAACUUACAGUAUUGCCCGCUUGUAGCAGCUUCGCGCAUGUUAAGUGCGAAUUACACAAGCCUCCAGUUCGUGUGAUGGCGCGUGUGUGGAAGCAAAGUUGUACGCUUCGUUCCUGGUUUACUUUUUCCCUGAGGUAACAAGUUUCUGGCUGGCGAAGCAUGUAGGGCUCCACACUGAUUAAGGUCCAUGUCCAAGCUGUUUUUGAAACUCCUUGUGGACGUGUCAACUUUCAUUCGUUUCAAAUAGAAGUGCAUGAGCUUACAGUACAUGUACAAGCCUCAUCCAGUAUUUUCCACACAGAUAUGAUGGUGAUAAAGAGUAAAAUUGCAUGUUGUAUUCAGGCCAUUUUAUGCAUUUCCAGAAUUUCACAGUGUGCAACUAUUUCCAGUUAAUGUAUUUUACUGUAUCUGCCAUCAAGUUAAAAGUACUUCUGUAAAAUUGCAGUGAUGUGGGAUAUAUCCCUGACGCCUAUAAUCCCGAUAAGUGCGUAUUUGACAGAACCAGUGGAUUGUCUCCUACAAGUAUGCCAGUUUAUUGUCCUCCUGGAAGCACCUACCGCCGCACGAAAGGGUAUGUAGGGAUGAGGACUAGUACAAUAGAGAGGGUUCAAGUUGAAUGUCGAGAGUAAUUCGGGAUCGCUUUCGUUUUGCUGUAUUUCGCUCACUGAUUGAUCCAAAAAAGGCUCACGCCACUUUCUAGACCAAUCAGAUUGAAACUAAUCAGGACUUGGUCACUUGCGUUUACCCGCGCUUCAAGCGGUUUGUCAAGCGGCUUGUUUUCACUAUGAGUUCUCCGUUGCUCCUCGUGAUAUUUUUCUUUAUUCUGAUUGGCUGUCGUGAUUGCUUUGGUUUUCUGAAAGUUUUGGUUUUCCGACACUCAUUCAAAUGCGCUCGAAUGUACAUUAGAUAAACAUUUGUAAUGAACGCUGAAGAACGAGUAGUCAUCAACACUUUUGAAGUGCAGUAGGAAUUAAUUAUUCGUGUGAAGCGUCAGUUCUGAUGAUGACUUACGUACGAGUUGAUUUAACUCUUCACACCCUAACAUCGGUAUGCAUAUUCUCCAAACAUUUCCUAAGGUGCUGACAAGGAGAAUUUGUUUAACGAUCAAGAGCUUCUUUCGUUGGUGACCAUUUCCUUCAUUCUUGUGACCUUAAUGUAAGGGUCAGCGGUGAUAUUGUCGGGAGAAAUUAGAUGCCAGGAACUCUAAAGGGUUAAACGCUGGUACAUGUCACUGUCAACAGUUGUUUUCAGGGCUUCUCUUAACCAGGCGAUCGUCCAACACGUACAUGUACUUGAUCGAUUGUGACUCUCAGCUGUACAUGCCAUUUACUGAAUUGUGCAUAUGUUAUUUAGCUAAUAACCAUCUUAAGCAUUCAAAGCAUCAGCAUCGUGUCUUGACAAAUAGUUUUUGAUUACUCAUACAGACCACAAAUAAAUGGUACUUUUUCAACUUACACUAUUUUUGUAUUUGUGUUCCAGUUAUCGGAAGGUUGCUGGAGAUACCUGUUCAGGAGGAAUGGAGGAUCAUUUUUCUGCUGACAUGGUCUCUUGCAGAAUAGGACGUAAGGAAAUCUUUAUUUAUAAUUGGAUGUUCGCCCCCACCUUGCCCACUUUGUCUCCAAAUCUUUGGACUUGUUUCCCUACAAUAAAACGUUUUUAUUUCCUGUCGAAAUUUUGAUAUCUCCGAACAUCAUGCAGUUUUCACCGCGAAAUCGUAACAAGGUUCGAUCAACUUGCAAUUCCUAGCCACACUAAAGACGCACUUUAGCUCCUUUAGGAGCCAACAGUUAUUCGAAAAGCAAUUACCAACGAAGGCAGCGAUAAUUUUGACCAAGAGAAUACUAUGCAGUCGCUCGCCAAAAUGAUGCCUGCCCUGCGGGCUAGUUUGGUGUGAAUGGUUUACAAGCACGGGCGUUCACUUUUAUUGCUUUGGUGACCGGCGAAGGGUUCAAUAUUGGAUCCUGGUGUAUUUUGCUUGUACUCGGGGAGUACCAGUUCAUUUUCUACUACCACUUGGUGUUUAAUGUCACGUUGAUGUUUUGCCUUAUGCGGUAUUUUGUUAUUCGUUAAUGAUUAGUAUCACACAAAUAAUUCAUUUUCCUUCUGUGUACUCAACAGCUCAGCCGCAGUUCUUACUUUACGCUGGACGAAGGUUCAUCCGGAGAAUCUCACUCGGCGACAAUAGAGAAACAACUAUUCCACUUGGAAGUGGGUUGCAAAAUGUCAUCGCGUUGGACUAUGAUUACGCACAGAACUGCAUCUAUUGGGCCGACAUCACCCUGGACACCAUUAAGCGUUCUUUUCUCAAUGGCUCUGGUAGGUUGAAACAAAAUUGUGCAAAACUGGAAUGGGGACGACGCAGUUGCGAGAGCGCUCGACUACCAGAACUUUGGCCCAGGUUUGAUUCCCGGACCUGGCGUCAUUUGUGGGCUGAGUUCGUUGUUCGUUCUCGUCCUUGCUCCGAGGGUUUUUCUCCGAGUUCUCCGGUUUUUCACCCUCCACAAAAACUAACGAUUCCAAAUUCUAAUUCGACCUGGAAACAGUGGACAAGAACCUCCUUGUGGAAUUUCCAUUGCUGAAUCCCAUUAUUAUUGUUGUUGUUGUUGUUGUUGUUGUUGUUGUUGUUGUUAUUAUUAUUAUUAUUAUUGCAGGAAAACGUAAGGAUGCCUCCUUAAAUAAGAUAUUGACAAGGCGCAAUCGCGUAGCUUGUCAUUACCAUAGCCUAAAACAAUUCGUAAAAUAAAGAAAUUCUCAAAUGAUAUUAGAAACCCAAAAAGUUAUGGGUAAAAGUUUGGCCAGUUCAUAGGUCCUGCGCAGUGAGAACUUUGAAACUCCGUGCAAUGUUAAGGGUACUUGAGAUGACUGCCUUUUGCAUAUCCAGUAAGAUCUUAUCUGCCCUGACACCUACAAGUUCUUUAAUACGAUCUAGUGUCUUUCUUGAUACGCCUCCGAGCCCUAUUAUGAUUAUUAUUAUGAUUAUUAUGAUUAUGAUUAUUAUUAUUAUUAUUAUUAUUAUUUAUCGUUUUUCUCACGAUGUAGUCACAUCCGGUGUUCUCUUCGACGUUAUGCCUGGAGAAGACCGGUAAAGUGUAGUCGAAACGUUGUGAUCCACUUUGGAAGUGACAUCCUGGAGUUAUAUUUACUUUUAUCUGUUGACAGGAAUAAUUGAAACACUGCAUGGUGGAAUUCAGCAGGUGGAAGGACUUGCAUUAGAUUGGCUAGCAGACAACAUCUAUUGGAUAGAUGCUGUUGGAAAGAAGCUUGAAGUUUCCAGAGCAGAUGGGCGUUUCCGUAAAGUCAUUAUUAGCAACCUCGACCGUCCAAGGGCCAUAGUCUUGGAUCCUGUGGCUGGGUACAUGUACUGGACAGACUGGGGAACCCAUGCGAAAAUAGAAAGGUCUUAUAUGACGGGGGCGGGUCGCGCUGCAAUUGUAUCAUCUGACCUUCAGUGGCCAAACGGAAUAGCCAUUGAUUUCGUUGCGCGAAAGUUAUACUGGACUGAUGCGGGUAAGGAUAGAAUUGAGAGGAGCAACUUGGAUGGAAGUUACAGACAGGUAAAUUGUGUUUAUCGCAUGUUACCUGUCUCUUAGUUCUACACAUGAACAAAGGGAGUGUUAAAGAAACUGUGAGGCGGCGUCGGGGCGGGAUUACAAGAUAAUUUGGUUGGUGAGAGUUGAUAAUAUAAGUCGGCUACUGUAGAGAGUUUUUUGGGCGGACUUUUCAAGCACCAGCCUUUCCUCUUUCGCUCUGACGAAGGUUAACGCGCAAAACGUGAGCUUUUAAAACUCUAUACAGUGGCCAAUUUACUUUAUUCACUCAGUUCGCAAAACGGAAUUACCUCAGUUCCACCCUCAACUUUCCACCAGGUUAUUUUGAAAAUAAUUAGUUUGCAUUCUUAUAUAACCCGUUCACCAUGUGCACGUUCAUUCUGUGGGAUGCCUUUGUCUGACCACGUUAAAAUUCGCUUGAGUGUCGUCUUACUCAGAUAUGGUAAUUAUCAACGUGGUUUUGCUCCUCAUUGAAAUUAAGCCCUAUUUAGCUGGGGUUGAUACGAAGAUGGGAGACCACACACAAUAUCCCGUGCUGCUGACUUUUUUUGUCGCGUUCACUUUUCGGAGGGAGGCCAGGAUUAAUUCAAAAUUGAUUUUACUAUUUUCCACGCAUGACCAGAGAGACUGAAAGUAACGACGCCUCCAGCCCUCUCUUUGAAAAACAUUUCGUCGAGAAUCCUUGUUUGAGAGGCAUACACGAUUAUGUGAAUCAUAAGGCCCCACAAGCUGCGGGCUGAGAGGAAAAAGUAAGAAAAAGAACGGACGAUGGUCAUAUGAUAAAACGCUUAUUGACUGAGUAAGUUCGGGCUGGACGGAAAAUAUUUAGCUAUCGGUCACGAGACCUUGAGUUAUGUUUUUCCCUGUCCUAUCCCCCUUUAGUCAUAACGUACGUAUUAUUUUGUAUAUAAAGAUAAACUGAAAGACCAUAAACAUUUCCGUGUUUCUUAGGUAAUAACCAGAAGGGGACUUCCCCAUCCGUACUCGAUAUCUGUGUUCAAAGAUUCAAUCUACUGGGAUGACUGGUCAACGCAGUCGAUUAAAAAGGCGAACAAACGAGACGGUGGUGCUCGGCAGACUAUCAAGUCGGGUGUGCGUGGUCUUAUGGACGUGAAAGUUUUCCACGAAGAUGCCCAGAUAGGUUAGUAAGGCUCGUCGUUUGUUGAUUUGAAAGGAAGCGUUCAGAUAUGGAACGAGUUAAAGUGCAGUUAACCGUUCAACUCCCAAGAUCUGGUUGUUAAUACUCCCCUCUAGCUGUUAUACCUUUCCUUGUAAAUUGGUUACGAGAAUUUGGUGUUAGAUCAAGAUAAUUUCUAUCUGAUAAGUUUAAGUAUUCUCAUUACAUAUUUGAUGGAUAAUGUUUGGAUAUUAUGAGGAGAAGUAACAUUUUAACCACUUUUGGGAGUGAAAGGGUUAAACUGAUAAAACGUCUUGUAUUAUGACCACUUAUUAGAACAUAUGGGAAACAACUGAAAUGUUUAAAAGCAGGUAUAGAAUUUAAGUAAUGUCGAUGUAUAAAUUUCCUGGUAGAACCCAUUUUGGAUCGUAUGAUGUAACGGUUUCCUUUAUAAUCACGAAAUGGCGCUUACAAAAUUCUCUACAAAAUAUCCCCACACUUAAUGCUCCAUUCCCAUUUAUGUCAACAAAAUUCGACCUAAAAGAUCAUUCUUAAUAAUUAUUAUCAUUUGUUACACCUGUGAAGUUUUAUUUCAACGAAUUGGGUAAUUCCUGGUCAAACCAUGACGUAGCUGGUCCUAAAGUUACUACAGUCCUCUUACUUUAGCAAGUGCUCAAGCCUCGAGAAACUGCUAUAUUUAUAUUUUUACCGAAAAAAUUUCUGGCGAUAGAAUUGAAUCAAUGUAAUCACUAUGGGGGGAACUGCAAACAUACCCCUCCCCUAACCCCACAACAAUCAACCAAUAAUAAGUUGGAGUUAAUUUUUAGGGAAGGGGUAGGUGUGUAGAUGAUUAGAUACUGAUAUUGAUCCAUAGAGUUCCUCUCUCUGGAGUGAAAGCUGACACUGAAUAUUUGGUUUUAAAUCGUCAGGUAACAACUCUUGCUCUCAGCUCAAACUCUGUAGUCACCUGUGCUUAGCAGUACCAAACAGCUAUGCUUGUGCAUGUCCCGAUAACAUGAGAACUGUGACAUCUGUGUCUGGAAUUGUGACGUGUGAAUGCCAAACCGGUGAAUACAUGGACAGUAACGGAGAGUGUACCACAAGAAGUGAGUACUUUGCCAUUACUGUGACAACGUUAUUUCGUAGGGAAGAUUUAGUCAGGCUCCCAGUCUUGCCUCCGUUAAAAGCUGUGUUUAGGAGUAUCAUGAAGGUACAUUGGGUCAACCUGUAAGUUAACUGGAUCGAAGCACUCUCAUUAAAAAUAUCGUAUUAGUUGUACCUAGAAAUACCCAAUAAUAGUUAAAUGUAAAUCCCUGGGAACUCGAUCUUCGAAACGUAAAACUUGAUUUACGAUUUUCGAAAACUUCGAGGAUCGAUAAUCUAUUAUCAAUCGAUUACACGUUGUUGUAUCAAUUCUUUGUAACUUUUGUAGCUGGCACUUGUGAUCCAAAUGAAUUCAAGUGUACCAACAGCAGAUGCAUCCCAUCCCACUGGAAGUGUGACCAUGACAAUGAUUGCGGAGACAAUUCUGAUGAACAAAAUUGCCGUAUGUGACACGCUUAGUUACUUUGAGAAUUUGCAUGAUAAGCUGAAUUAUACACGUAUUUUGAUUGGUUCUUAACCCUUUACCGCCUAACAUCAGUAUCCACAUUCUCCAUACUAUUCACCAUACAUCUCCCAAGGUGCUGACGAAGAGAAUUUGUUUAAUAAUCAAGAGCUGCAUUAGUUGGUGAUCAUUUCCUUAAUGUUUGAUUAAAGGGUGAUAUUGUAAGGAGAAAUUAGAUGCUAGUCACUCAUAGGGCUUAAAGGGUUAACUGUGGACAGACGCGUAGCUGAAUUCACCAUCAACCACAUUUUGCCCUUUUAUCAUUUGAAACAAGUAGAUCUGUAUGUUGCCGUGCGUCUGUCUAGUAAAAGAUCAUAGAACACGUCAAAAUUUGGCAAGAACAUCAGUGACUCACUCGACUGGGCUUCCUGUGCCAACUCUUUGUUCUUACCACAUUUUGACGUCAUCUGUGAUCUGUCACUGAACAGAAACACGCCAGCAUAGGAUCUUUUUGUGAAUUUGAACCUACUUAUUUCCAGUAUCUGCAUGACCAGCGGCUGUUUUGAUAAACCUUUUCACUUCCAGAAUUAGAUAUUUACCCUUACAAUAUUGAUGCACAUGUAUAUUGUCUAGCAGAAGGGUUACAAGAAGAAAGAAAAAUACCGACUUGAAGAUAAAGUUUGAUUGCACUCCGAAUUCUUAGCGGUAGAUUUGUGAGAAAUUUGUGAGACAGUAAGGAGAAUUGAUGUUGAGAUCUUCGGAGUUUAAGGGUUUUUUUCCCCAUUGAUCAUUUAAGGUACCACUGAGGAUUCAUAGUUUGCACUUUGAGUUUAAAGUCAAGGAAAUCCUAAACCUAAAAUAUUGCUUAACAAUACCUAAAUAGCUGGCAUUUGGUAAUGUUAAUCAUCAGCCAGCUCUUGUUACAAGUACAUCCUACCCCCCCUCCCCCCUGUGAAGGCAGGCCUUGCACCUUUGCUCACUGAUACCACAGUUAUGUAGCCUGCCAUUAGCUGAUGCUUCUAGAUUCACGGUGUCAUGUUCAGUAGGAAUCUAAAAGUUUACAUGGGUGCUGAGAGCGAUUGAUAGAAACGCUUCUGAAAAGUUAAAUCCCGACAGGUGGAUUACGAAAAAUAUUGAAUUGUGUAAAAGAUGCCAUCGGACUCGUGCUUCAAUUCCAGUAUUAUUCCCCCCUUGGCUUAUUAAAAAUUGAUGUUUUCCAUGAGUGAAGACUUCGUCUUUUCAAGUAAUAAUAAAUUCAUCUUGAUUGCUAUUUGAUUAUUUUCUUUGGAUGUUAAGUGGUUAGAUAAGCUAAUAAAAGCAUAUAAAUUUUGUUUUACAGCGUACGACACCUGCAGCUCGACACAGUUCACAUGUGACAAUGGCCGUUGUAUCUCGGCGUCCUGGAAGUGUGACCACGAUGAUGAUUGUCAUGAUAUGUCUGAUGAGAGAAACUGCCGUAAGAAUGACCCUUUUUUGAAAAAUAAUUUUAUGCUGGGAACUCUAUCUUUUACUGUACGCAAUUGCUUUGAAAUUUGCCUUGAUAUGUCUGAUGAGAAAAACUGCCAUAAGGCUGGCCUGAAAUUUUAAGUUAUAAGAAGAAAUGUUUACGCUGGCAACUUUUUCCAUUGCCGUAAUAAUAAUAAUAAUAAUAAUAAUAAUAGUAGUAGUAAUAAUAAUAAUAAUAGUAGUAAUAAUAAUAGCAAUAAUAAUAGCCAUUAGCUGAUGCUUAGUAAAUAAUAGUAAUAAUAAUGAUAAUAAUAGCCGUCAGUGCUUGCAUAGCGCUUAUCCAGUUCACUCUGGCCUUGCUUUGUCUGACGAAAGAAACCACCCAAGACUUACUUUUUGUGUUCAAAUUUAUUCGUUUCUAUGAAGUUUUAAAGCAGACACCUUUAUCCAAUUCUGAAAGAAAUUGGUUGUCAGUAAAAAGACUUCUGUACAUUUGGAGAUUGUAGUGUAUUAGGACUGGCAAAUGGCGAAAGUGAGAAAACUGGGAGCGAAUAUCAGUCCUGUUGGAAUAGUCCUCACUGUGAAGGGAAACUCACGGAAUGUUAGGUUAGCGAGAAAGGGAAAAUCAAAGAACGAUGGGAAUGAACCGAAGGCUUUACACCAUGGCAUCAGUAUGGAUAUUCUCCUUACUUUCCUUAUACAUUUCCUAUGCUGUCCACAAGGAGAAUUUGUCUUAAACAGUUACAGAGCUUCUUUAGUUGGUGAUCAUUAGGAUAAUACUGUAGGGAAAAAUUAGAUGCUAGUCACUCUUGGAGGUUGAAGAGUUUUGAGUGGAGGGUGAUGCCACGUAUUGCAAAAAAAGGAACCAAACCGCGGCUUGGCUGUCAUUCACCCCUGAGAGUGAUUAGCAUCUUAUUUUUCCUUUCAAUAUCACCCCAUGAGUCAAACAUUAAGGACACGAGAAUAAGGGAAGUGAUCACUUACUAAAGGAGCUCUUGAUUGUUAAACAAGUUCUCCUUGUCAGCACCUCAAAAAUUUACGGAGAGCAGUAUGGAGAAUAUGCCCACUAAGUUUUGGGUGUAUUGGGUUAGCAAGCUUGAGGACGUAAUGAUCAUUGUAACAGUAACUACACCUCGCAAUACAUUAUGACUAAUAUGAUUGUGCUUGGUAUAAUGUAAGUCAUUUCUACGUGUUUUAUCUCUCCUUUAUCCAGCGUAUCCUUCCUGUGGACCAGAUAAAUUUACAUGUGACAACAAACGCUGCAUUCCAAACCGUUGGCGUUGUGAUUUUGACGACGACUGCCGUGAUGGCUCUGAUGAACGGGGAUGUACGCCAGGUAGAAAUGCGUGGUGAAUUUUUUUUCCGAAAGAGAUAUUAUUUACCUUAGUUACCAGCAAACAUUACAGACAUAACUUUGUAAUGGGUCCACGCAUAGCUUGGGAUGCCAUAACGUUACCCUCUAAUAGUAAGCCUAGCUUACCCUAGAUUUCUAUGAAGCUUAAUGACACUGAGGUCAUCAGAGCACGGAAUCUGUAUGUCUAAGGUUCUAUUCCCCUUGAGUUCUCAAAAUUCUGUUCCCCGGUCGUGACAAGACUAAAAAGCAUCUUUCUUUGAUGCCUACUGCACGUUGUCAUCUGCGAUCACAAAGAAACACGAGGCAAAACUAUGUAUACUUACGCUCACCUUCAACAUCCUUCGAUAAAUCACCUUUCACAACGGUAUCUGACUUAGUGCUCAUUUACCAUGUUCAUUGCAUACGCUUCAGAACCUCACUGGUGAUUUGUUACUUGGGCGAACGAACCAGAAUUUUGACCGAAGCCGCCACGGUACUCCACAGUUAAUACAAUAUGGCUCUGUUCAAGUAAACCAAUUUAAGAGUCAGUUACAAUCUACAAUACAAAAAAGGAGGGUACCCCCUCCCUCCCUCCCCUCCCCCCCCCCUCCCCUUCCUCCCCUUCCUCCCCUCUCUUCCUCUCUCUUUCCCCAAAAAGAAACAAACAAAUUAAAAUAUUUGACCUUGAGAAGUAUGCAAGGUACUGCAACAUGGACAUGAUUGGCGGUGAAUCAUGCUUGUAUUUUUUGUUAAUAUACAUCCAUGUGAUUGUUUUCAGCACCAGUCACAACAGUAGGACCCGCAUCCUGCCAUUCAUCCCAGUUCGCUUGCAACAAUGGCCGAUGUAUUCCGAGCAGCUGGAAAUGUGAUGGCGAUCAAGACUGUGGAGACGGAUCCGACGAGCCAAGCAGCUGCAGCGGUAUGUCAACUAGAUUUCAAGCAUUGUUCCCUUCAUUUGCCGUACAAUUUAUUCCUUCCUUUCUUCACCUUAUCUAGUUCUCUUUUGUUUGUUUCGUCAUGUUGAAUCGUUAUUAAAUAAUCUUUAAUCGUUCGUCUGCCAAGGGUGCCUAGUGGCUUGAUGGUAACCGCGGGCGGGCGGGGUUGGAAGCAGGGUGAGGGUUGGCGUAGGUAACUGGCAAUGACAUCCUCUCGAAGAGGAGAAGUAUUGCUGCUAAUCACUGCGGCAGCUAUGCGAUUCAGUCGUUUAUGCAUGUUUCCGCAUUUCGGGCAGUGAGGUUGGAUGAGUCUGGGAAAAAAAAAGAUAUUGUACUUUACAGUCGAAGAAAUUUGGGGAAAUUAUUUUUCUGUAACAGUUACUUUUGUGAAUUACUCUUUUGAAGUAUCCGUUACAGAAGUCUUCCUAUUUCUAUUCAUUCCACAGCACGCACAUGCACCUCAACGCAGUUCUCUUGUUCAAAUGGACGUUGCAUCCCUCGUUCAUGGAAAUGUGAUGGGGAAAAUGACUGCGGGGAUGGUUCUGAUGAACAAGGCUGUACCUGUAAGUUCGCUGUAGAGUAAUUUUUGAUUGAUUAUCUAAAGCAAUCCGGUAUUCAAUUGGUUUUACCUUAUUUCGCUUGUUGAUUGUUCCAGAAAGCUCGUGCCAUUCGCUCAACUAAUCAGAUGCAAAACUAAAACCCAUCUCGCUUGGUCGCCCGCGAUUUUGUUCAUCCUGAGUUCUCUUUGGCUCUCUUGAGAUCCCGGUCUCUCGUACCAGUCUCUCCUCGAUCCAAAAUCAUUUCGUUCCAGGCUUUUUGGUUUCAAUUUUACUCUCUCUAGUUCUUAGCUCUUCUCGUUCUUAUCUCUCCUCGCCCAAAGCUCUCCCUCCCAAAAGUAAAAAGUAGUUAAAUUAAGUAAAUAGGAAAAGAGAUAGCUAAUACUGCCUGUUGCUUAUCCACAAUUUUUGCCGAGGAUCAAUUUGUCAGCACGUUUCUCGUAUCUUCUAUUCUUUUUUGUAGAUACAACUCGUCCACCCGUUUCUACAAUACCCUGGACCCCAUCUACGAACUGCAGCAGUUGGGAAUACCAGUGCAACAAUAGACAUUGUAUUUUCCAGUGGGAUGUCUGUGAUGGUGCCAAUGAUUGUGGAGAUAAUUCAGAUGAGUGGUACUGUGGUAUGUAUUUGGAUAGGAGAUCUCACACGGAAACUAAAGCAAAAUAGCGCUAUUAAAGGUCCCGUGGCUUAACAUGUUACUUUACAGCCAACCCUUUCGUAUGCAACCACACUAUGUGUGCUCGGUUCUGGAAAAAAUUGGAGGAAAUAAGUUAAUACAGUCAAACCUGCAUUGAGCGGGAAUGGGCGGGGUGACUCCUUAAUACAGGUUCCACAGAUGAGGGGUAUUAUAAACAACGAUAACGACGCCACUUUAUGGCAUGGUUGACCAUUUCAUGUACAGAAUCUCGCUCGAAAGUACCAGUUACUUUGAUAAUGGGAGAGGAGCAUCGAUUUACGAUUACUUGAGAGAUUAUUCUUAGUUUUGAGUGGUCGUGCUGUCGGUGACCGUUAGACUUAGGUGGAGGACAAUAAAAACAGGCCGUUGGGACUUAGUAAAGGGCGACCACGACCGCUUAAUAGAGGUGAAAUUGACAUUAAUUAGGGGAAACCGCUUUAUACGGUGCCGCGUAAUACAGGUUGGACUGUAAAUCGAACAAAAAGGAGCUAUAGUUUAAAAUUUAUCGCAUCCCUUCGACCACAAAAUAAUGCUUGAAGAAAUAUUUUGCAUCUCCGUAUGAAGGGUUAUGUCCAAACUCUGCAGAAUGCUACAUGAUGAUAUGCUUUUUAAUAACAUCUCAAUCAUCCCUAUUGGUAGGUACAACUCGAAGGCCUUCUGUAAAUACGACAACAUCACAUAGACCCUGCCAUUUCUGGGAAUUCACUUGUGAUAGUGGCCAAUGUAUUAACAAUGGAUACAAGUGCAAUGGGCGAGAUGACUGUGGGGAUAACAGUGAUGAAAGAGGAUGCUGUGAGUAGAACUUCCUCUCUUUCUAAAGUGAACCCACAUUGUUGUGUAGAAAAUCAAUGGUUUGCAUAGCGAAAUAGCUUUAAAGUUGUUCUCCCUGCUGACUCAUAAUCAGUUUCCAGAUCAUCCAGCUUUUCAUCUUAGUCUUAAAGUGUUGUAGAACUUCUUCGUGAAUUCUUUUCACUCGAAUCCUUGAAGUAACUAUAACUGGCGACUUAGUUACCCAAUCAACUUGAAACUCAAGAGGACAGUUUAAAAGCAUGAAGAUCACCGCCUCAUAGCGCUCUUUCACUGUGUUCCUCAAGAUCUUUGCUUUCGGAAAUUACCAGUUAAUGCACUCGGAACAUUUUCAUUUAUCAUUGUUGAAAUUGAAAUUACACAUCAAUCCCAAUGUUCAUGCGAAAGGAAAUAUUUAUUCAUAACUGCCAGUGCUCAAAAUUUUAUUCUUUCGCCAUAUUCUAGCUGCUCACGUAACAACAGUGGCGCCCUCCACUGCCCCGGCACCCUGUCCAAAUGGCUGGCUUCAUUGCGGACAAACACAGUUUGUAAUCUGCAUUAAAACGGAGUGGUUGUGUGAUGGACAACCUAAUUGUCCACAGAGUUGGGAUGAAAGGCCAGAGAAUUGCCCAAGUAUGAUUUAAAAUUUUUUCGUUAUACGUUAAUUUAGUAGUUUUUCUUGUCCUAAACAGUUUGUUCUCCGGCGAUCUGAAUUUACCAUCCUAUUGGACGUCGUAUAUUUAAUCACACUACGGAUAACUUGUCUCGUCAGUGCUGAUUCUUCAGCUUUUUGUUGGAUUUUUGUUCCUUUCCCAUAUGUUUCUUAAAUGUUGCUCUUUCUUUUCUCUCAGUUAUCUUUUCUUGUAAGAUAAAUUUUUGUAUCCCUUCACUUUUUUCAGUCUACAACAAGCAUCCUAUCAAAUGCGUUCAAUGAUAUUUCCUUUUGAGGUAGCCAACAUAUUACCAUUUUUGUCAUUGCAUAAAGUUCCCGGACGAAUUUCCUUUGCCAUUUGAAGAUCUCCUCAAAUUGCCCUGUUUGUUCAAUGUCCUGUUAGAAAAAAGUUUUUUUUUUUAGUUGGUGAAACGUACCCUAACAUACCCACUCACUAACUGAAAUUGUUCUCAUUACUUUACUCAAAGAAACUACCAGAGUACCCAUCACGUGCUCAAGUGACCAGUAUCAAUGUACUAAUGGCGGUUGUCUUCCCCGCUCUUUUGUGUGUGAUGGAAGGGAUCAGUGUGGUGAUGGUUCAGAUGAGGCCGGCUGUGGUAAGAAGAAGGAUACAACACAUUUUGUCUCCCUCAAUAUGUUGUAAUGAAUUGGUGCUGAAAUGUGGCAUGGUCAUUUGUGUCUCCACCAGAAGGUCCCUUUGGGUGGGAUGGGUGAUGAUAGGGGAAUGAAAAGUUUUAAUUUGAUUAAACAGAACCUGAUUUUUUAUUCGAGGAUUGUAUCGUCGUGGGGAGACCUUAAGUGAGACUCGUUUCCAACUUAAGCUGGAAAAUAGUUGAGCAGAGAAUGAAGUUAUUGGCCAAAUUGAAGUGAAGACUUGGCAACAUUUUCUGAUCUUGUACCUUGUUAAAAAACUAUAAUUGUGACUUGUUUGUUUUGCGUUAUGUUCUUCUGACGCGCCUCUCUCUCGAAUGAUGGUGAAAUCAUAGUAAAGUAAUCUCAACAACCAAUCAGAACAAAAGAAAGGAUCACGCGGAGCCAGUAAGAAUUCAAAUUAAACACAUGAAGAUAGCCUGAUGCGUGGGAAAAUAGGUGUUCACUUAGCGAUUGGUUUUAGUACUCCAUCUGUUUGGUUUAGAAGGUGGAGCAGUCCUACAGACGAACCACGGAAUCAGAGCUCAAAAACGUUAAAAAACAGCAGCAAUACUAUAGUAAAAUGGCAGCAUGUUGGAAAAACCCAAAAUUGACACGGUUUUUUCCCCUUAGGUUAAGACGUAGAAAGUAGAAAAGUUAAGCUUUCAAAUAUUUCUGCAGACCGUCUUACUGCAGGGGUUUUAAAAAUCUUUUUAACACCAUAAUUUCAUCCUUGAAGACCACUCACCGAAACUUCUGUGGUCCUAUCGCAAAUACGGAUUUCGGGCAGGGUGAUGCUAGCGAUUGUUCUCCAUCUUGAGCUUUCCAAAUAAAUUGGCGCCGCGUUAAUAAAUGUGUCACUAUGCUGUUAUUUUGGAUAUUCUCUAGGAACUUGCUCAGGCUUCUGGUGCGACAAAACCCAGUGUUUACCUGUUUCACGGAGGUGUGAUCACAUCCCGGAUUGCCUCGAUGGUAGUGAUGAGAGGAACUGCAGUGAGUACCCAUUAUAAUUUCUGACUUGUUGUCGUAUCGUCUUUGUGUAAUCUAGAGGUCGAAAGUUUUGGCAGGCGAUAAGAAUGAAAAAGAACUAAAACAAAACAAAUCAAAAGCAAAAUAGCAAUUUAGCAAGCAACCAAACAAACAAAUAAUCAAGGAAAAAGAUAAUGAUCAGUUUGAAGAAAGAGAAACAAUAAAACAACUAGAAAACGUUUUUAUCGUUCAUGGUUUUUGCAAAUAAUUAUCGAAAACGGAUUUUCUCUACAAGUCAAGAGAGUCGUAGAACAAUUGUUGCAACAUUUGAUUACUGAAUUUUUUAUUGAAUGCGUUGCCAACUGACCUUUAAAUGGUUUGCUGAAAACUUGGCGAGAGUAUCAUUUUUCGGAUUAGCGUUUUUUCUCUCCUUUAUUUUCUUGUUUAUAUCGUAUUUAGUGCGAUUUGCUUUUUUGGUUCAAGAUAUCACAUGGGAACUUAUAUUUGCGCUUUUAUGAUGAAGUAGCGGAACAUCGAUAAAGAGACAAAUGUAAUAUGCCUACUCGUUGAGUCACCGCACAAUCUAUCUUUAUUGAACCUUACUGAUCAAAAGGGCUGAAUCGAUGACAAAAUCAAAUAAGAAGCCCCAACAUCCCAUUGCCAUCCCCCUGGAAUUUUCAUACUUCACGGUGGACUGCUAGCAAACCAAUCAAAUAGACAUCGGAAAAAAAAAAGUUUUUAUCAAGUCAGUAACCUUGUGUCUGGGUUUUUAUGUUUUUCGUUAGGUACCAAUUUGCAAGUUAAAGGCGUUCAAGUAAGUACUCUCUCUGCAACAAGAGUUCAUAUAACGUGGCGCCCAAUUUCUUACCAGCCCCCUGGAAUGACUUUUACUGGGUACAGGGUCUCUUACCGGUGAGUGAACAAGAAGUAAAUUAUUUGAAUGUUAUGCUGUACAGGGCUGCCAACUGGUUUGAAACUAGAAGACAUACAAGACAUAGUAGGCAGCCAGAGGAUUGCACAUAAGAUUGGGAACUAUUCAGUUUAAAUGUACCAGGCGUUCCGCGACGUUCGCACAAACCUAUGUGCAAAUUUUGAACAUGGAGUUUAUUCUACUAUCUAAAGCUGUGACUAGUAAAUUAUACAUUCAAUUUCAUUGUAACGGGCAAUGGGCUGCAGUGCAAAUUUCUUUGACGGUAUUUACAAUUUUUCAUCAGAAUUUAAAACUGAAAACUAGUACACUGAAGUGAAAGUAGGCAGUUUCCGGUUCUUUUUGGGAGCUGUGGGUAAAACUUGUAAUGUGUCGCAGAGGAAAACGUGUAUCUUUUGCCAGACUUAAAACUUACCUCUUCCUUUGUGGAUGUUUUCCCUAUUAGAGCUGUCAGACUACACUCUGUGCCCGUGUCAGGGAGCUGGCAGCAAGAGGAAUCCCCAAACGUCAACUAUCAUGUCAUCGGAUUUCUACAGCCGUGCUCAGAAUAUGAAUUCAAGGUUCAGCUCCUUGUGAGCGGAGCUCAACCAGGGCCAUACUCUUCGACCGUGAAAACGACAACUAAAUCUAUUAGUGAGUGGUAUUAGUGCUCGUUAAGCGUGUGAUCGUUUCAUGGUUGCUCAGCUGCUUUAAGUAAUGUAGAUACAUUCAACUAACUGAUACCAACUAAUCAAUACUGUCUGAAUAGAGCGGCUCUCCCAGUGAGGGAAGUGGUGAGGUGGAAGGCAGGGUGGGGGAGGGGGGUGGAGUGAACCUAAGACCCUUCAUGCAACUGCAGUAGAAAGGUCCGGGGUCUGUUCACUGGUGUGGUGUGUGACUUUGCGUGAAAGUAAUCAAGAAUGAGAUCAGCGAUUUGUGCAAACUGCUUGGAUGAGGUUGGCUGUGUCAACUUCAUUCGAUGCACAAUUGACGGCUGUCAUUGCUUGUUUUUUUCUAGGAACCAGUAAACCACAGCAUGUGCGACUUUUGUUGGCACCUGACGAUUCGUUGCAAGUUUCUUGGGAUCCUCCAACCACUUAUUGUCACCUUAUUACGAACUAUGAGGUAAAACAAUCGGAAAAGGAAUUGUGUGUUCAUUGAGGAAUUAAAGAUUUUGAUGUUCAAAUUGACAAAUUAUGUUUUUUAAAUAGAUAGAUAUAUUUAUUCAAUGAUUAAUUGAUUGAUAAAUUAUUUGAGUGAUGGAUUAAUUGACUGAUGGAUUAAUUGACUGAUCGAUCGAUUGACUGAUUGAUUGAUUGAUCGAUUGACGGAUUGAUUGAUUUAUAGAUUGAUUAUUGAUCAAUUAAUUAUAGAUAGAUUGAUCGACAGAGUGAUUGAUUUAUUAAUUGAUAGAUUGAUGAUUGAUCAAUUGGUUGAUUGAUUGAUUGAUUGACUGAUUAAUUGACAGAUUAAUUAAUCGAUUGAUCGAUAGAUUGACUAUAGAUAAAUUAAUUGAUUGACGGAUUGGUUGACUGUUAUUCAUUUUAUUUACAGGUUGCAUACAAGAUGACCAGUGAAGCUGAUUUCCAUACCAAAGAAACUGGCAAUGUCUAUUCGCUUUCCCUUAAUCUUACACAGGGAGUUCAUUAUAGCAUUAAGGUGAGGAAAUGGGUGUUAGUUCUUUCUUUACCUUUAAACUCCCACGAGUGACCAAGACAUAGUUUCUCCUCACAACGUUAAUAUGAUAUCAAGCAUACAAGUAAUGAGACUAAAGAAAACUAAUAACUAGGGAAUUGCUGGUGUAAUGCCAAAUUCUUCGAACUAACACCUUGCAGACUGUAAGGAGAAUUAUCAGUGAAAUCUUGAGAUUGAGAGGGUUAAGCGAUAAGGCAUUCUCAACAAAUGUAUUACAGACCUGUUCCGUGAGUGGCUGGUAAAGACCAACUCAUGUUCAAACGAUACUGAGAAUUUAAAUAUGAGUAGAGAACAAUUGUUUCCUUUGUAUGUUUAUAUUACUGGGAUUAUCCUCUCUGUUUUCUGGAUUUGAAAAUGGUUAAAUUGUAUUUUCGUCCGCACUAUGAUUCGUUUAUGCGGAGAAAAGUGGCGUAACGGUGUUGUUUUGAUAUACCACCAAAUUAUUUGUCACGAAGAAUUACAUGGAAAUGUUUUUAAGCUAAACGAGAGAAUUGGGCACCAGACCUUGAAUGUUAAAGAAUUGAAAUAAAUAAAAGUGCGUUUAAUUUUGUUUUUCAAAGGUGAAAGCUUUCACCGGAGACAAGGGUGGUGAUGGUGAUGGUGAAUAUUCCAAGGUGCAACCUGUGUAUAUUCCAACUGUAGUUCAAAAACCGACAGGUAUGAUUGGCUUCUUGUUAAGCCAUUAACCUUUCAUUUUCCCCUCUAUUUGCGUUUUUUGUCCCUAUGAAACUGAGUAGUAGUUCGAUGCGUCUACCGUUUCUGACGGUGCGACAUCUUCCCCUCCGCUUAAUAUGUGAAUAUAAUACUGAGUUCGUGUUGUUGCUGGCGGGAUUUCCUAGCUGAGAGGACGUAGAAAUGCACGUGCUAAGGUAUUGUUUUGUCUAUUGUAUUGUAUCUUUUGUUUCGCUGCGUUCUCGUCGCCGCCGUCGUCGUCGUCGUGGUUUUCUGAAAGUCCCUAGUGUUGAUGGAUGGGCGACGCUAAGAAGGAAAACGGCAACAUUUCCGCCAUUUUGCGCCUACCCGCUCUUUUGCUUGUCUCCAUUGACAUAGAACCUGCCACAGGUUACCCAGCUAUCCGAACUUGUAUUCUGUUAGAUUGCUGACAGCAGCUCUCGGUUAGGCGGACCUUUUUGGGCAGUUCAGCUCAAUAAGCAUUUCUGCAUGAAAUUGUCGGUAAUAUUAACAAUAAGAAAAUAUUUCUACUGGGCGGUGAAACUAAUCUGCGAUUGCAUCGGUUUUUCUUUACUUCGUUGCUUUGCGAGAAAAAAAAAACUCUUGCUUCUUUCAAAACCUAUCGGAUGCAUUAUCUAAGACCAUUGGCGGCUGGUAAUUCGUUAUUUCCUUAGCCUUGAGCCAGUAGUAUGCAUGCAAGACCAACUCUUUUCUAUCGUAUUUCAGCGCCAGUAAAGAAACCGCAUUACACAUUUCUGAAUGACACUGCAGUGACACUCGUCUGGGGAAGUCCUACACAUCCUGUGCGGGUAUUUAUCAUAUGAAUGAUAUAAAGGAAAUGAGUUCACGAUGUUUGGUCACCAGAGACCAAAAUGUUACUUCUCAGUCAGUACUUCUUUCUCACCAAUCCCGCCACAAUUAAAUGCCGCGAGGUGGGACCAAGAAAAAAUAAUCGGCGUCUCUGAAAGGAAUCGAACCAACGACUUCUGGAUUAACAAAGUCUCCUUACCCCACCAGUCAGCUCCAGAGACUUUACCACACGCCCCACAACCAGACACGUGACUCUUCUACAUUCCUCCCCACUUCACUCUGCUUGGAUUAUUGAUGGGUACUGGAAAUUGCCAGGGCAACUUGACGAAGGGUUCGAUGUUAACAAAUUGGACCUGGGAUAUUUGUAUGAAAAAUUAAUCCCCUCAUUUGCUACUGCAAAACACUGUGUGGUAUUAGUCAUUUGCAAGGGGCUCUCUGAAGAGUGUCUUAUUGGGCCCAAGUCUGAGAGGCCUUAUUCAUUACGCGAAGAUGGACGGCGUUUUCUCCUUUUCAUUUAUUUAUCUGUUUAUAUUUUUCUAGGGUUAUAAAGUGUAUGAGUUGACCACCGAUGGCUCGAUUCUCCUCGUUACGACGACUCAACAUAGUUACACUGUUUAUUCACUGCUCUCGCAUAGCACAUAUUCAUUUGUAAUAAAACCUUACAAUAAAGCUGGUGAAGGUCCUCCUGCGACAGUAGAAGUAACGACUAAUGGAGGUAAGUCUGAGGUGGCGGGUAUGGUUGCUGUAACUUUUUGCUGGACAAAAAGAGGGUGGGUUGCGAUUUAAAUGGCUAGGAUGUAAUGAUAAUAGCCCUCUGUUUUUGCCUUCCGCCGACUGAUCGCUGAAGGGCUGGUGACAAAUCAAAAAUCAAGGGAUGUUCCUUCCUAGCCCCACCUCAUUUGCCUCGCGCUCUUCGCUUGCGUCCCGAAUGGUUUUGCGUUCGUCCUCUGCUUUCUCCUCAUUUCCCCGUGAACUUGUCAAGAGAAUUUGUCUUUUUAUCGGGUCAAUGCCAUGUGGCUGUAUAAGUAAGUGUCAUAUGUUCAUCCCUUUGCUUAACAAUGGAUUGACUCUAGGGAGCAGAAGGAUGAAUCCUUAACACCCCAGCGACAGAGGGUACAUUCUCCAUACUCUUCUCGGCGCAUUUUCUAUGUUACUGAUAGGAAUGCUUUGUUCAGGAAUCAAGAGGCUCUUUAGGUGCUGAUUAUUUUCUCCAUUCUCAUGAUGUUUGAUUCAGUAGUGGUACUGUGAGGGGAAAAUUAAAUGUUAAUCACGUUUAGGAUGUAACCCUUAACUCCCUGAGAGGGGCUUAUUUCUCCUUACGGCAUCACUGCUGAAUCACACAUUAAGGUUAUGAGAAUUAAGGAAAUAAUCACCAUCUAAAGAAGCUGUUGAUUGUUAAACAAAUUCUCUUGGUCAGUUCCAUAGCAAAUGUAUAAAACAGAGUGGAAAAUUCGCAUACUGAUGUAAGAUGUAAAGAGGUAAAGGUUUGAGAAAAGGGAAGCUGUUCCUUCGUUGUGUUGUCAACUAGCUGCAGAAUUCCUAGCUUGUCACGCUCACGACUAGAAUCAGGCACCAUCAAUAUUAACCUUUUUACUAACCGAGCACGAGGGCUGCACUGGGGAAUAUUGGCCCAAGGUCGUGGCAGCUUGGAUUGAGCACCGACAGGUCCGUAUAAGAACGACCGAGGGCCAAUAUUUCCAACUACGGCUCGAGCAAGCGAGGCGAGAAGGUAUUUUGAACGUGCCGGCUUCUGUGAACAAAAAUUCACGGCUUGUGACCGUCUCCUUGGAAACGGUCCGUAUGGUAAAAUCCCGACCAAGUAAGAACCAAUCAGAACGCCCGAUUUACCUCAGGACUGCCUUGCCAUAUAAUGAUAUUUCUUUCCUUUCCUUGAUUAGGGAACCCUCCAAGAGAUGUAAAGGCGACUCCGUUCAACGACACAAGCAUUACUCUGUCUUGGAAUGCACCACGGGGACACAGUCCGGGUGUGGUUAGUUACAAUAACUUUUUUGGAUCCCAAAUAGGAGCUUAGUAAUCUCUCUGUUCAGUUGUUGCAUCGCUUAUACCAUAGCGUGGUAAUUAUUGCACUUAGGACGAACUUUUAGACUAAUCAUAUAUUCUUACAAAGAAAUAAAAAAAAGCGGCACACGAGCGUUGGACUAGUGCAUCACUUAUGAUCAAACUUCAUGUUCGCGUCUUCUAUGAUCUUUAUCUCUGGAACAUACAAGUCAAAUUUGCAUUUGUAAGUUGGAAAUAGUGACUUAAACUCUAACUCAAACUCUAACUCUAACUCUAACUAAAUUGUAAACUUCUAACUCUCACGAGUGACCAAGUCAGACUUUCUCCUUAAAAUAUCAAUACAAUACCAAGCAGACUAGUCAUGAGAAUAAAGAAAAAUAUCAAUCAGGGAAUUAUUGGUUGAUUCGAUUCCAAAUGCUCCAAACUGACAUCAUAUGAAUUUCAUAGCAGACAGUAAGGAGAAUUACUAAUGAGAUCUUAGGAGUUGAAGGGUUGAGCAGCUGAUAUCAUUAUACCUGCUCUAAACUGACGUCUGCUCUCAUAAAAUAAAGAGCCAUUUCAUUUACACGAGGUCUAACCCAAGGGGAUUAUUAGUUGAUUCAAUACCAAAUUCUUCAUUCUAGUAUAACAGGAGUUGUAUGACAGACAGUAAGGAGAAUCCCAAGGAGAUCUUUGAAGUGAAAUGGUUUAUGCUUUGGAGCUUGAGCAGACAAUCGCAAAAAACUACUUCCUAAAUGAAAUUUAGGCCAUUUUGUUCUUAAACAAACAAAAAGUACAGGUCAAUGUCAGUAUUUCAGCAACUGCGUACCUACCCCUCCCUUAGCCCAACUACAGUCAACUGAUAACAAGUCGGGGCUUAUUAUUAGGCAGGGGAGGGGUGGGGUGCGCAGUUGCUCAGAUACUAAAAUUGAUCUAAAAUGCAGCAGAUAAAAAAAACAAAAACCAAAAACAAAAUAAAACAAAUAAUCGCCAUGGACGAAAUAAAACUGCAGAAAAAUGUUCUUACUCAGCCAAAACUGUCUUGACCAUUUCUUCCGAAGAUAAGUAUGUGAAAAUGUCUCCAGUUAUUGCAAAAACUAAAGAAAUAAGUAAAAUUUACAUUGACAUUUUUUUUGGUGUUAAGUCUCAUUUCCCAUAAUGCUUUUUACAUUUUCCACUCCACAGAGAUACUACAUUUUCUACGGACGGGUGACCACUGGAGUCAGUUCAUGGCCUGUGGGCUCCACAACGACUCUUAGAUAUGUAGUGAACAACUUGCAGCCGGAAAUUGUCUACGUGUUUGAGGUGUCAGUGGGCUUGUUUGGAAAGCACAGUGUAGCAGCAAACUCUCGAACGAAAACUAGUGCGUAAUUGUUCCAUUAACAGCUCUAUAGAGUCGAUUUAACCUUUUCAUAAUCCAUCAUUCCUUUUUUGUUUUCAUUAUAAGUACAUUGGGUGCCGAUUUCUCGCCUUUACUCAUUGGUAAGGCGUUUUCAACAUUGCUGAUAUUGUUAUAUCCAGAGAUGUGACGUCGGAGGUUGUCUAUCGUCACAAAUUUUGCUUGAAUGUUCCAAGUCUCUAAUAUACCAUCUUUUUUUUUUUUAGCUUUCCAUCCUUGGCCAAAUUUGAUCAUUCUUACUUUAUUUUUUCCUCAUCCUUGUGUUUUAUCUUGAUGAACCAAUAUGUUUUAGUCUCAGCAGGUCGAAUACGGUUUUCAUUUUCCUUUCGGCCAUGUCACACAACGUCACCCCCACCCCACCCCUCCCCACCCUCCUAAGUAGCUUGUUACUUUACGAAACAAGGUACAGCUGCGGACGAAAUCGAGGAUAAGUUGUAACGUCACAAAAAACACAUGUAAUUUCUUGACGUAACACUGAUAGUGAUCUAACAAACUUACCGUUAUAAUUCACCAGACGCUGUCCACAGUCUUCAAGCUCGCCUUGUCAACUCCAGUAGUGUGGUUCUUACUUGGGAGGUACCAGUGAAUGUGGGUGUUAGUAAAAUUACUGUAAGUACUAGUCCCUCUCACUUUAGUAAAACUUCCAGGCAACCCUGUUGAUUAUAAAAAAAUGACUUUCGUGGUCAAAACUGUAGGGAAGUUUUGAUCUAUAGAUGCUGUAACUCCUCUGCGCAAGUGUUUUUUUUUUUCUUAGUUUCUUCAUCUUUACCAGCAUCCCCUGCAAUCCUUGUGAUCCAUCUUGCACAUUCCAGCACUCUUUUGCACUACUUAGCGAGAAAGAGGGAGGGAAUUAUAUUUUAACAGACUAAUGUGUCGGGAGUAUUACGAUAUUGUUCGCCCUACCAAACUAAACAUCAACCCUUUGUUAGCCUGUGUAGCACAUCUGAAUGAACAUUGAAAUUACAGAUUGCCGAUCAACACUUUUGAGAUGGGAGAACUUCUAUCAGAUAAUUAUCAAAAAUAGGAAGCGUUUUGGUGUCUCAAAUUUAUUAUUGAGUCAACCGAACUGUAGUGUAAUUUAUUACUGUUGAGUACAGCACCCAGCUUUUCUAAGUAGCUAUAUAGAAUAAUGAGUGAUUUUCUUUUUUCCUUAGUUUGUCUUGUUUUGUUUUCCAGGGAUACCAAGUGACGAGGACGUACAGGGAGGAGUCUGGUACUAACACUGAUACUCGAUCCACCAACCAAACUACUUAUGAAUUCAGAUAUCUCCCUUUUGAUACCAUCGUCACUUUUGAAGUGAAAGUCAAAUACGGCAACCGACUUGGCACGGGUAUAAGCACCACCAAAAAAACUAACCCAUUCACGGCAUCUGUUAGGCCAUUGAGGAUACGAGUCGUAAACGACGUUGUUGAACUGUUCUGGUCUGCACCAAGAACGAUCAGUAAUAGUGCUCUAAAGGUAAUAAGCUGCUGUUCUUAACUCCAUGUUAGAACAACCCGAUCUGGGAGAUAAGUGUACCAGUUACACUGACGAGUUUUAUUCAGUCCAUGACAAGUUGAACUCUGUUAAAUGUAAUAGUACCAAAACAGGUGUGAUUUUGGAAAAGGGACUUUUGGGAAACAUUUUUCAUAAUUUUCAUAUCGACUGUUUAGGGAAAAAAAAUCAAGUGAUGUACAUCUCUGAUGACAUGAUUCUCGCUGCUUUGAAUGAUGAUUUUCUUCUUAACUUUGCCUUGUUUUCUCUUUUCGGUAUGAGGAGUAUUUUUCCUCGUGGUAAAUUGUUUCAUUCGCUAUUGUAGACAAAGUCUCGUUGUUAGAACAACCCGAUCUUGGUGAUAUAUGUACCAGUUACACCGACGAGUUUUUCAGUCCAUGACAAGUUUAACUCUGAUAAAUGCAAUAGUACCAAAACAGGUGUGAUUUUGGAAAAGGGAUUUUUGGGAAACAUUUUUCAUAAUUUUCAUAUCGAUCGUUUGGGGAAAAAGUCAAGUGAUGUACAUCUCUGAUGACAUUAGCCUCGCUGCUUUGAAAUUAUGAUUUUCUUCUUAACUUUGCUUUGUUUUCUCUUUUCGGUAUGAGGAGUAUUUUUCCUCAUGAUAAAUUGUCGUUGUUGACAAAGUCUUGUUUUAGCAGCCAAAUUACUACACUCCAUCGAUAUGCUUUGCUUUGAGGGAGGGACAGGAACUAAUUACGUAGACCCAACCUUUGGCUCCGGUCAGAGUCUUACGGGAAGCAAAUUGACCUUAGCCCAGCUCCCUCUUUGACAGAUAAGAGCUUUUUUUCCAUCUCCUGUCUCUUUCUUAAUGACACUGGGUUAUUCGUUUAUUAAUUAUUUUGUUUGUUUUGUUUUGUGAAGUACUAUCAGGCGAAUUGGACGUGCCCCUCGUGUGUUACGAAGCAUGGUACAAAAACGGUUGCUACAACUUCGUGCGUGUUUAAACAGUUGGAGCACUCCCGAAAAUACACAUUCUCUGUAAAAGCAGUGACUAAAUUUGGCGUUGGGGAAGCCUCGAUUGUUACGGCCACAAUAACCCGAAACUUUGGUGCCGUUGGCAGGUUGAGACAGUUUGUGUCGGGAAACAAUUUAACACUUGAUUGGGAUGUGCCAUCUGACGUGGAAAAGAAAGAUGUUCAGGUACGGGUCGUUCAAAACAAGAUUUAAAGGUGGUUUAUAUAUAGGUUCACUGCAGUAGUAAUUUCAUAAUAGUGAUAAUAAAAAUGAUCAAAGUGCUCUGUGAGCAAGCUCGUGAAUUGACAGAUGACUUACAUGAUUUUUUGGAAUAUGUUUAAUGUUAUCUUAUUUUAGGCAAAUUUGUGGUUGAUUGACAUAUUUAGAGUACGAGCAUUAGUUCAGUGUUCGCCUAUGUAGCAUAGAAACAAAGUAACAUUGGGAUAAGAAGGCAUUACAAUUGAAAUGAUCAUGCUAUUACAUUUGACAAGGGUGGAUGAUGUCAUGUGUUUUAAACGUAUAUCAUUUCUGUUUCUGGUCCAAAAGAAAAGGUUGGAAGUAAAUGUGAGUGAAAAGUGAAAUUUACUGUCUAUCAUCGUAAAUAUUGGAAAAUCAAGGCAAUACUGUCUUAAUGAAAACAUGAAUGAUUCCCUCUUUAUCUAAUGAGACAAACGGGAACGAGUUUUGAGUGAUAUAACAAAGCCCAGACUGCCACCGUCAUUUUGGAUUUCCGCCUGGGUAGAUUUUGGUCACGUGCUAGGCAACGUAUAAUCAAGAAUAAGAUAGAAUUUCAUUUCAGGCCUAUUAAUCAAUUUUGUGGUGUUUAACUUUCGCAUUUUAGUACGUGAUAUUUAUUUUGAAUCUUCAAAUUGUCUUGAAACUUUGAAAGAAAAUUGUUCUUUAAAAAUUCACUGAAAAUCAGUAGCCAAAAUUAUUUGUUUAGGUGUUAUUUUACUUUCGUGUUAACCUGUAAUUUCGUCUGUCGCUGGCACCUCUUAUUGCUUCAUACAGAAAAAACACACGAUACGAAAUGUAACGAUCGAUUUUGUCCUCAAUCUCACGCCAUCACAGAAAAAGCUUUUGAACGCUUGUAAACUCGGAGCGCUUCGUAGUAAGUGAUAUUUCUAAUGAAUCUUCUGAUUGUUUUCAAGUUCAAGGAUUGUAAAUCAUAAUUUUAUGAAAAACGAAGGUUGUUCUCUUAUUUCAGUGUGAAUCCUCACACACGCCUGCUAGUCGCUGGCGCCGCUUGUUGAAACGAAAACGAAAAAAAAUAAACUCUUCUAAGAUUAUCAUUGGCUUAUUUUUCACCCCACCACUAUUCUUAGCAACAAAGGUCGCAAUUUCGUUUGUUUAUUACUCGCCAAAAGCCUAAAAUCGAAAAAAAAAGUUUACAGGAAUCGAGUGAGCGAGCGAGUGCCAUUCUCCACAUCAUAUCUACAACUCGCUCACGCGCAUGCGCGCAAUUCACGAGUUAAAAAUUAUAUUGACGAUGACGAUGGUGAUGAAGAUGACGAUGGCUAUGGCGAUGACGACGAUGACGAUGGCGAUAACGAUGACGAUGGCGAUGACGAUGAUGAUGACGACGAUGACGGUAGCGAGGACGACGAUGACAAUGGCGAUGACGACGAUGAUGAUGACGACGAUGGCGAUGAUGAUGAUGAUAUUGAUGUUGAUGAUGAUGAUGAUAAUAGUAGUAACAUUAAAUGAUGAUAAAUUAAAAAUGACAUUUUAUAACUGAUAUACACUGCAAAUAAUCUAACUGCUAACACCCUUUUGGUAAAACUUAUUAAAGCCUUUCACAACUCUUAAAAUUUAGCUAUACGUACACCCACAAACAGAAAAAAGAAAAGUGAAACUACUUCUAGCUGAAAAACUUGGAAGUCUUCAAGUGAACAAUCGAUUGAUUGGUCAAUGUUUCAUUUUUUGAUUUGCAUUAUUUUUUUUUGCGUAAUGCCUUUAAGUGAGGUUUUAAAUGAAAAAUAAAAACUAUGUAUUCCUUUUUAUUUCUGGAUUAGCGCCAUCGUCUCCGGUAAAAACAGCCCAGUUGUUAAGAGAGCUCUGUCGCUUAUUCUAUGACAGAAUUUUAGUACAGGUUCUUGUAAUUUGCGCAAUGAUAACAGCCUUUCAGUCUUUUUGGCUAGUAGUUUUUCUUAAAAUAGGAUCAAUCCCUAUUGAAACCUCUCGUAGUGUCCACGCUAAAUAGGAUUUUGGUACAUGUGUCCCUUUGAUUUUGAACGCUAGCUGUUGUCGCGGAAAGUUCAUAGGGCGAAGUGCGACUGACCAUUCUUCUUAGAUACUGCUCUGUCUAUGUUUUACAGGUCUAUCAAAUCAGCUGGUGUGGAACCGGACACUACCGAUAUUGCUGGCGUACCAACUCAACUAAUACCACGGGUAAUGCAACUCAGUUCAUGACACAGGUGCUCGCUGGCUACACGUACACUUUUUAUGUUCAAGCUUACACAGCCUAUGGAAAAGGUAUAGCGUCCAGCAUUCAAGUUAUAGUGCCACCUCUUAGUCUGGAAGUGUGGUAUGGUCGCGGAACGCGGACGGGCGGCAAUUACGGAUUAGAAGUAUAUCUGAACUGGACGCGGCCAUGGUCGAGUAGGCCUGGAGACAACAUAGUGAGUGCAUGCUUUGUUCUUUGUUUUCGCUUUUGGUUCCUUUGGUUUUGGAUUAUAAUUAUCGUUGUUUAUCACUAUUAAGAUGAUGGUUGCUGGGAAUGCCUCCAUUAGCAGUAAAAGUUUAGUACAAGGUACUACUCACAAGUUUUUAAACACGACCGAUUUAUUCCCUCACUUCUUUGCAAACUCACGAUUAAAUUAAAUACGCAUGAUUGCGCUAACAUGCCCCAAUCUGUCAAUCUAAAAUCUUAUCUAUUCUCAGCCCCGGUCUCCUACAUGAUUAAGAUUGUAAUCAGUAUCGUUUGACGAACGCUUGUACUGUAUUUAUUGUGUUGGUUGUGAGUUUUUCUCUUUUUCCACGUUUUGCAACGUCUUAUCGAGAGACACAUGGAAUCAACACUUUAGUGCUUCUGCGAUAGUUGGUGUGCGCUUAUGUCUGCUUCUUAACCCUGUGACCCCUAAAAGAGGAUAGUAUAUAAUUUUUCCUUGCAUUAUCACUCGUGAAUCAAGCAUUAAUGUCACGAUAAUAAAGGAAAUUAUCAAAACUAAAGCCCUUAAGAAAAUGUAUCGAGGAGAGUAUGGAUGGAAGGGUGUAACGGGUUAACAAAACCAGUGAGGAAAUGCAACAGUCUUACUCCUCUCUCUUUCUGUUUUAUCCGAUAGCAAUAUGAAGUGGAGUGGCGCUGCUCAUCAGGAUCAGGAAUGGCCUACUGUUAUUGGUGGAACAGCAUCGUUGUGAAUACAACCUCCGCAAAGCUGAAUAUGACAUUCUUUGGAGUAACUUACAUGUUCAAAAUCACACCGAUCAUCCCUUCACGGGGGAAAGGAAAGCCCUAUUCCUUAGCUGUCACUAUGCCUGAUUUUACUGCAUCCAUUGGAAAUUUUACUUGUUGGGCCGAAGGCGCGUCAAAUGGUACUCGUCUUGAGUGUCACUGGUCCCGUCCCACGGGCUUCGAUCCAUCUCGAUUCUAUGUAAGUGAUAACAGAUUGAAUCUUAGCGCUUUUCGAUUGAAUUUUUUAGGGUAUUUAAAACUGAGUAACGAAAGUAACUCAAUAUGACAUCGUUUUUACUUUAAUUCGCUCUGUGAUUGGUCUAAAAACUUUGCGUCACCCUCAACCAAUUCAAUGCAGUCAACGUUGGUCAGAUUUGGUUGAUCUUAGUUACCUACGUUUCAGGCACUUUGAGUCCUCAUUAGGUCCCAAGGAAAUUUCUCUUUCUCCUGAUUGGCUUAAACCAAAGUUAUCUUAACAGCCAAUCAUAACAAUCGUCAACACGGUGAGGAUAAAGUGAGAACGCAGAAUCAUUUCAAACUUGCGUAAGCUCGUGUUUUUUUGAAGGUAGGAACUGCGUUUGGACUCUUUAGCCAUCUCAGCGAAUUAAUCUCGUUUGCUUUUCCUCUUUGCCGAAGAAUAAUAUCUACAGCAAUUUUAUACUGAUUCUCGAAAGUAAUCUAGGAUUUCUCUAGUUUUGCUGCGCUUAGCUGUGAUUUCCCCAUAAAGUUCGCACCUCUCCACCUCAACCAAUAAUAUGAAAAGCUUAAUUUAUCGCGACUCGGUUGAUGGCGUUUUCCCGCGCUUUAAGCAGUCAUUGGCUAAUGACGACUGAAAUCUUUGUUCUUAUUGGCCAUUUUGACGUUAAUUUGGUUUUCAUACACUUACUGAACGCUUUCUUAGCACUAUUUUUCAUCAGUGUUUAUUUAGCCUUCAUAAGCUCAUCUAAAAUGAUGGCCUGAGCCUUUAAAAUAAUCACUUGUCAGUUACAAGGCUCUAAGAGUCACUGUUGUGUGAUUUAAUUUUGUUUUUGGUAGCACUACGACUUCAGAUACAGGUGUGACGAUUGUCUUUAUGGACAUAUCGUAUACAAAUCCAUCAGAUCUAUAAAUCAAACCUCGGUCAGCAUAUAUGUGGAUAAAGGUCAACAAUACACACUUUGGAACAAAGCUUAUGCGUCAUAUGGAUAUGGAACUCAAGCUCAGACAACGGUUCUUAUUGAGUCCACUUUACGACCUGUGACAAGUUUGAAAGCUGUAAUUGAUCCAAACAAGAAGACCUUUGUGCAUCUGUCAUGGAAUGCCCCAGUCAACACGCGGGUUAAGGUUUGUAGUAACCCUUUAGCCCCUAAGAGUGACCAGCAUCCAAUUUCUCCCUACUGUAUUACCCGUGAAUCAAAUAUGAAAAUCAGGAGAAUAGAGGAGAUGACAUCCUGUUUUGGUUUUGAAGAAAAAGCGACCUGAAUAUUCACAAUAAUUCCAAAAGCCUAUUGGUUUUGUCACGAUACAAUUUACCUAAUCCCCCCCCCCCUCUCUAAUUCUAUAGUAUUCGUGUAAUUCCCCCACAUUGGCAGUCGGUUUUCUAUAGUCCCCCCUUCAUACUCUGUUAGCGACGACUGAUCUCCCCUCCGUUCCCUCCGUUCCCUCCUGAAAACCGUGUGAUUCCUCUUCCCCCCCCCCCCCAAAAAAAAUCCCCGACCUUCCUAAGGCGAUAAAUGACAACUGGUCCCCUAUUUAUUUUUUUCUUUCAGUUUUACAUCUUAAUUACUGAUUGUCCAGACUGCGUUUCAUUUACAACAAUCAGAACACAAUUGAAAGAGACCAAAUACGCCCAAACCCUCCAGUGUGGAAACAAGUACAGGUUUACUGUUAGAGCACAAACCACGGCCAAUGUGCUGACCCAAGAGAGCAGCCAUACGCUAGAAAUCGCACCACCUGUUGGAACAGUAGAGAACUUUUCAGUCACGUCUAGUGAUACUCACAGGGAUAAUAGUACUCACAGGGACAAUAGUACUCACAGGGAUGAUAUGGUGGCGGCGAAAUGUUCCGUGAUGAAGUGGGCCCCCCCUAAGGAAAACGAUUCUUAUAGUGCACAGGUAUUGUGAAACUGCCCCAAGAAAUGCCCCCUCUAAACACUUACAAUACCUUUUGAUGAGCUGAGUAUCUUCCCAAUAAUGGCGCUGCUCGACUCGUAAUCUAUUUUUACUCUGUUAAGUGAGGUGUUGUCCUUCCAAGGCUGAACUCUGAUGGCUAAAAAUGCCAUUGAGUAGUGAUAAAUAGCCUGUAUAAAUAAUCGCUUUUUCAAUUAUUGCUAGUGUCCUAAAGCACUUAGACAUUUAAGGAACAGUCUGUGCAAAAUUAUUAAUUUUGAGUUUUUUGCUGAAAAACUGAAAACUUCGAGCGAAGUCAAAUAAAGAGUAGUCCCUCCUUUUCGCGAAGUCGGUCGCACGAGUUAAAUAAAUCUGCAAAAAAAAAAAAGUGUGUUGGAUUAUCAACCCCGGAGUGUAACCCAAAGUUUGAUACUUAUGUUUAUAUUAUCUGUUUCAGUGGACGGGUUAUCAAAUUGCGGUGCGGACCACAGAUGUGUUAAAGAAUUUCGUAGAGGUCACCAAGGUGUCAAAAGAAACUCAGAAUUAUUCUGUGUGUGAUCGUGAGGAUAAUGAAUUGAAAGCUGGAAAGGAAUAUAUUUUCGAAAUCCGUGUCAUCGUGCCCUGUGGCUUUGGUGCAACAGCUAUAUUGCAUGCUCGUCUUGGCAAAGGUGAAGGUGAGUAUUGCUUCCUUUUAGUAUGGUUUCUUCAUCAAUUUUUGGCUUUCAUUUUAAUCAGGAUCUGAAAUCAACUGUUUUGUUUACUUCCUUGUUUUCAUCUAAGUAAGGUCGUGUGAAAUUCAUUUGGGAGAUUACAAGUGUUUUUUGCGUACAUGCCUCACUGUAUUUAAGCCACUUUUGACAAACUUCACAAUUGUAACCAUCCUCCCCUGCCUCCCAAAAGAAUUUUACCAGAAUGGAAACAGGUAGCUCUCGCUAACCGAAUUUGUCUGUUCUCUUGACUGAUAAGAAUUUAUUAUUGCUGGAAUCUUGACGCUUUGUUCAGUCGCAAAUUAUAAAAAAAAGACCUCAAUAGCUUUUAAGAAAGUAGAACUUUGCCAAAGAAUCUCCUUAUGUGUACUUGCCGGUUAAGUACACCCUAUCAGUUCAAAUCUUGGUUUUUUUCUUCUAAGGAAAUGUCAAAGAAUUCUUAAAGCCAAUACCAGUUGCAGCUCUAUAUGCAUUAAACGUUGUAGAUCUUAUUCGACUAAAUGCGGUAUCAUAUUGCAUUUAUCGUACUCCUUCUCUUCAGCAGCAUUGUUUAAACUCACCGUCGACUCUGUUUUAGGUUAUAUUCCAGCUCCCACCGCCUUCCCUCCAUCCGCUGGAAAACAAACUGGGGGGGAGAAGAAAGGUAUGAGUCCCGUGAUAUGGGCGGUACCUGUAGCUGUGGUUGGACUGAUCCUCGUCUUGGUCAUGACCUACUUCGUUCGUAAGUCGCGUCGACUGGAGCGCUCAAUGUUCGCUCUUAUGACAAGGAGGACCAUUGAUGACGAGGGCGGAGUCACAUUUCAUUCAGGUACUGAUAGAAGGACACUUCAGUGUAUUUAACGGUGACUUGAGACAAACAGAUGGCAUGUUUCUGAGAGGGCUUAACCCUUCAAAUCUUAAGAGUGACCGUAAACUAUUUUCUCCGUUCAAUAAUACUGCUGGAGUCAUUCAUUAAGAUAACGAGAAGAAAGGAAAUUAUCUCCAAUCUGAGAAGCUUUGAUUGUUAAUCAAGUUUUCCUUGCCAGUACCAAAGGAGUCAUACAGAGAACAGAAUGGAGAAUAUGCUCUUAGAUGUUGCAGUGCAAAGGGUCAACUCUAUCAUUAUCACGACUGCUUUUGUCGUGAAAUAAAGGGAGGAGUCCUCUUUUUUGGUCAUUUUUUAGAAGUUUCCCAGGAUAAGGGAUUGAGGAAGAACUUCCAGAGGCUGUGGCCAUCAGUUUAGCGGGCUGGACCCCCGAAUGAGUGGUUGUGGUCCUGUUUAUUGGGAAGACACUUUGCUCUCUCAGUGCCUAGGCUCUCUCCACUCAGGAGUAUAAAUGGGUACUGGGGCGAGCUGUCAGGGAAGCCUAACGAAAUGUUUGCAAGAAGGAAGGGGGAGUCAAAAGGGUGGACCUGAGAUGGACUAGCGUCCCAUCCAGGGUAGAGUAGCAAUACUCCCUGUCGCUUUAUGCAACAGAAACUAGGGUAAGCUCCCACAGUUGUACUAGUCACUCUUGUUUGUACUUUUACAGACUACGUUCUGAUUGUAGAUUACUUUUUUUACCCUCUAGACGAAGACGUACCCUUUAUCCAGGGAUUCUCCGACGACGAACCAUUAGUGACAGCCUAGACCGCCGGUUAGCUGAUCUGGAUUGUUCCCAUUUGUGCAUAGUUUUAUAGAGACCUUAAAUUCGCUGUUCCCACUCCGUAGCUCGAACUUCGUUCUCGGCAACAGCUGCAUUGGUAAUGUUUUCAUUUUUUAGCCCAGGAAGAGUUUGUCUAAGAGGCGAAGAGAAAAUCGCACUUGCGCAAUACUCCACGUGUGAUCAGUUGUUCGCCAGUGUGAUGUUGGACAUGAUUGGGUUGUUUUUUCAUAACUAGGGUAUCAUCAGUGAAAUGCAACCCGAAAAUGCCUUGCAUUAUAACGAUUCAAAACGUAGUCGAGUGGGAACAUUAAGACAGAAACCUUCGUUAGAUGUACGUGGUAGUGUUGUAAUCUAUUUUGAAACUAUCGUAUUUAGACGUAAAACGGCGCUGCAGCAUACGUAAUCUCAUCUCCACCCAGAUGUAGAUGUUCAACCCUUUCACUCCCAAGAUCUCAUUAGUAAUUCUCCUUACUGUCUGCCAUACAGUUCUUGUGAUGUUAGUUUAGAGAAUUUGGUAUUUGAUCAACUACUUAUCCUUAAUUGAUGGUUUUCUUUAUUCUCAUUACUUGUCUUCUUGAUAUCGUAUUGAUCUUGUAUGGAGAAGUUCUUUCUUGGUCACCCAUGGGAGUUAAAGGGCUAAGGGACCGGUCAUUCUUUAUCCCCUGGGGGUGGGGGUUUCACCUGGUCCCCCUCUUAGGCAAUUAAGUAUUUUAAAGAUCCCCCUUCACUGGUAGUCAAUUUUUGUUGUCCCUCUUUGAAAUCUGUUAGCGACGACUGACGCCCCUCUGUCCCCCCUCCACCCCCCCCUAAAAAAAACCCAUGUGACCAGCUUAACCCCCUCAGGCGAUAAAAUGCUCCCUAAACAUUUUUCAAGGAAUUUCAUCGUCGUAACCUAGAGUUUAAAAAAACCUGGGGAUGCCGAUUUUCGCGUGCGCCCUAGCGAUAGGGAAGUUUUUAACGACAAGUGAGGCGUAUAUCGGGCGUUGGGUUGCAUUCCAUCUACUGGCAAUUCAAGGAUUGCACUUAAUUCGAAGUGUAGUUUGAAUUAUGAUUCAUUCCAUGACAAAGGAGAAAAAACGCUGCCUUAUUUUUAUCUAAGACUACCAAAAUAAAGUAAACCAAGCGACUAAGAUAAAGAAAGAAAACGUAGGUAGAUAACAGUUUUCGCGUUACCCUGUAGAUAAAAGCCAAUGCACAAAAAUGGGAUUCAUAGUUUUAAAGAUACCAGAAGAAUAGGUUUCCCCGAAGUGUUUUCAAAAAGCGCUAUCGUUAGUUUCAGUCACCGGGUGAUACGAUAUCACUUGUUUUUGUUUGUUUGUUUGUUUGUUUGUUUUUUUUUUGACACGCAGUUAUAAUCAGGACGUAUCAAUAAGAGUGAACACUGCUUCUGUGUAGUUUAAUGUAAGUCAGCCAGAAUAUACAGGCUUGGUAGAAAUAGUGAUUAAGUCUCCUCCAAGAGGAAAGAAACUAAAUUUUGGGAUUUUCAGUUGUUACGUAUUGUUAAAAAUGUAAAGAAAAGUAGUUCAAUUUAAGGAAAGUGCCACUGCAACUUGAGGGAAAGCUGAGAAUGCAACUCAGAUUGUUGUGGUUUUAGCAGUUUACAAAGAGAUUGUAAAAAAACCGGGAAAAAGGUAACACGUCAGUCUUUCUUCAGUUGUUACAUUGUAAUUUUUCCAGUGUCAACUAUUUACACACCCUAUAUUAAAGCUACUUUUCUAGUUUUGUUUUUAAGACCGUUACUUAUUUGUUUGCAGUUUUUCAGAAGCGUUAUAAAGACGUAAACGUUUAGAUUUUGUUAUUAAAAAGAGC